This is a messenger RNA of Coregonus sp. 'balchen', 47799 nucleotides long. NCBI's taxonomy places the organism in Eukaryota, Metazoa, Chordata, Actinopteri, Salmoniformes, Salmonidae. The record is from the annotation of a GenBank genome assembly.
CCCUAGUGUAGUGAUGUGUUGAUGGUUUCGGUUUCGUUUCUUGAGGCUGACACGAUUUCCGCAUAUCGUCUUUAGUGGCUGGAUGAUCACUUACGUUUACUACACAAUGAAACUCAAAUAGGCUACUUUGAAACAAUAUAGCUAUUUCACCAAAUCUCACCAGCUGCUCCCAAUCACAUAUCACCAUGAAUUUAAGAACGCGGAGACAAAUUGGACUGGAUUUUUAUGAAUUCUUGCAAGAAACAAAUCGAACAUCAGUCAAUGACAAAAGUGAACUCCGAGACAUCUACAACUCAGAGUUUCGAAACAGGUAAAUGUAUCUUCAUCAAUUUCUCUACCUGACUCUUGUCCAACAAUUUGUUCAAACUUGGAGAGACUUGUUGACAAGUCCCUUCGUGCACCCUCUUUGACUUCUAGUAAGAUUUUAACCCCCAAUAUUUCUCAAAAAUGUCACCAUCAUUGUAAAUCCCUAGUUUGGCUAUUGUUUCUAUAAGACCUUUAUUCACAGGGGUGUUGGGAAAAAAAUACACUUUUAAGCCACAUUUUUAUAUUUUAGUCAACUUGUCUAGUCAGAUAGGCGUAGGCUAGGCCUGCAGCUUCUCUUCAGUCAACUUGCCCUAGAAGACAAAUAGAUUACAAUGCAUAAAUCGGUACUCGCAAGAAUGUCUUAAAUGAUAUAAUUUAAUGCAAUCAUCUGACAUCUGUAAAGCUUUCUCUUUCAUAGUUGUUCCUCUCGACCGCACCAGGGAGAACGCAAUAGCUCUAAACAGGGUAGCCAAAAUAUUCUUCCCUUGCAAACAUGUUGAUUUAAAAGCAGUGAAAACAAACAUUCAUGUUUCUAAUAAGAAUGAACUUCGUCAUUGAUACAUAUUCUACGUGGUUGAAAUACUGAGCUGUUAUGUAAAUGGUCAACCGCUGAAUAAGACACCCAUAUUUGCAUUUGUUCGAGGUACUGAAAGAAAUCAAGCUUACUAUAUUGCGCCACUCCUUUAACCCAGACAGAAAAAUAACAUUUGGUGCGUCAUUGUACUGCACGAGUUCAUUUCUUAUUAGGUUACAUGUGAGAUGUUAUAGGCCUGUCAGUUUCCAGAUUUCAGUUAGUAUUCCAUUGAAUCAAUCUCAAGUUCAAAGUGAUCAUUUUAGCUCUCUCGUAUCAGCUCUCAUUUGUUGGCAAAGUAAACAUGUUCUAAUGCGAUUUCGUAGUCUCUCACAAUAUCACAAUCUUUCACAAUAAACAAGUCAUUAACAAUACUCAAAGUAGGCAUAGUAAUAACGACAUUAGUCUUUCAGUGUCAUAUUUAAGUAGGCAUAGUAAAACUUAACGUUUAUUUGUUCUGAACAUACAGCAUACUUUACAUAAUUAAAUAGUAGCUAUACAUUCAGUAAUGGCAGUGUAGUACAAUACAGUUAAUACUUGUAGUGGCGCAAUAGAGGCAACUGUGGUGUGGGUGUAGAGAUAUGCAAAGAGUCAUCUUGUGACAAGAACAUGGAUGGAAUAGAUACUUUAUUGUCCAUUAGAACGGAAAUUUGCCUUCUGCUUUUCCCAACACCCUGCAGUGCAGCACCCCUGGGUGGAGAGCAAUUGUGGGGGGUUCAGUGUCUUGCUCAAGGGCACAGUGGCAAGAGAUGGUACAUGGGAGCCUUCCAGCUGCCAUUUUAGUUCCAUACCCAUUUUUGUGUCAUCCUGGGCUUGAACCAUUGUAGUCAUGGCACCCCACUCAUUCAUUGUUCCUGUAGUAGCCUAGACCUAGAUCAGUGUUUCCUAGUCCUAGAGACCCAAAGAGGUGCACAUUUUUGUUUUUGCCUUCGCACUAGCCAUCUGAUUCAAAUGAUCAACAUAUCAAGCUUUGACAAUUUGAAUCAGCUGUGUAGUGUUAUGACAAAAUAUACAGUUUGGAGAGGCAAAUCAGCAGCUGGAAGAUUGCUGGUUGAAGCCCCAGGCCCGGCAACACAAAAAUAGGAAUGGAACUGAACUGGCAGCUGGAAGGUACCAUCUCCUGCCAAUAUGCCCUUGAGCAAGGCACCUAACCCCCCACAAUUGCUCUCCAUCCAGGGGCUCUACACUGCUGCUGACCCUGUGUCAACUUGUGUGUAUUUGUUUGUGUUGGGAAAGGGAGAAGAUACAUUUUCCAUUCUCACCAAUAGAUUAUAAAGUUGAAUUAAAUGAUUCUAUGGAGUCAUCCAUGUCUUUAUCCAGCAUAUUGUCCAUCUAGAGAGGGAUAGACAGCCCUGACAACACAAGCUGACUCGCCAUGUGACACUCCAGGAAAAAUAUGUCUGCCAUCGAGCAUUAUUGUCUGAAAAAAAGGACAACACAUUCAACUCCUCUGCACAGGCAUUUGUUUAAAUAUAUCAACACAAUGUUGAUGGGACACAUUUCACUUUGAUUAUAACCCACAGACACCCAAGAUGAAUAUGAAUUGAUAGCCUAGGCAUCUGAUGGUGCUGCCUAGGCUAAUAAAUUGUCUAAGCCAAAUCGUCCAAGUUACUCGUCCUCAUCAAUAUAUAAUAAUAAUACUGGACAGAUAUGCAUGCCACUUUCUCCUAGUAGUAGUAGAUACAUUAGGCUUAUGAUUAUGGGAUGGCAUUUCGAUAGAUACUGUAUCUAGCUAGCUAGCUUGCCUAAAGUUAAGCCUAAUAUAAAAUAAUGUAGCUAGCCUAGCCCUCCCUUUUAGUUAUUUAGCUAGCUAGCUAGCUAGCUAGGGUCCGUUACAGGGUUAACUGGGCAAGCCCCUAUGGUAGCUUACCUACAAAUCAAAUCAAAUUCCUGUUGCACAAAGUUAGCUUUUUGGGUGGCAUAGCUUUAAACAGAAAAUACAGCUAUUGCUAGGCCUUCUGACACUGAGUGGAACAGAUAGAUAGCUAGCUAGUAGAGUAGCUAGACAAAUAACACAAUCAUGUUACCUGAAAUAAUAAUAUAUAAUAUAUGCCAUUUAGCAGAUGUUUUUAUCCAAAGCGACUUACAGUCAUGCGUGCAUAAAUGUUUGUGUAUGGGUGGUCCCGGGGAUCGAACCCACUACCCUGGCGUUACAAGCGCCGUGCUCUACCAGCUGAGCUACAGAGGACCAAAUGCAGCUGAUCCACGCACGUCGUUGUCCUGUUUCAACAAACCCCAACACAACACUCAACCCUUAGCUACCCCUAGUAGCAGCUAGCAAAACUUCUUCUUCUUGUAACGUUCCAGCAGACUAGACGCUUUGUGGUGUAUUGCUGACUUUCACAGGUCGGAGUGCGAAUGACACAUUUGGGACAGAAAGAGGGAAGAAGCAGAAGCUGCUGCUGCUGCGUCGUCUUCUUCUAUGUUAUCAUGGCGGUCCGCAAACAAACGUUUAAAGUGCAUGACACCACCUACUGUGCUGGAAUGUACGAUCAAUCAUGAUCUGUCCAAUUUUGUACUACCAUGAAAAUAAAAUGUAAAACCAAAUAAAUCCCUACUAACUUCUACCACACCCUUCCCCCAAACCCCCCUACCCCAUUAAACCUUAUCUAUAUCAUGCUGAAACACUCCACCCUUAGGAUUGUUCAGCAUGUCAACAACCAUUUCAACAGUAACAUCUGUUACCCCCAUCUCCACAAUAACCUUCAACCUGGCAUUUCUGCUUUCCACAACCCGAGUCAUAUUGAUAACCGUACCAAUAAAAGCUAUGACGUCAACUUUAGUCAUUAUCAAGUGUCCUUUGACACCACACAUUCAUGAGCGCAAUAUUUCUGAACAGGCCUUGAGACCAUGCCAGGAACAGCAGAAGCACCAGUCCCGACAGUAGGUCCACUUGGUACAGGAACAUCCAUGUAAGCUCCAUCAGUCUGCACUGUAGUUCUACCAAUCUGUCUUACAGCCUCUGCAUAUGAUACAUCAUGACUGACUCUAUAUCUCUGAGCCUCUCUAGCCCCUCUCUGCACCUGGCAUCCACCAAAUGCUGCACUGUGCUCUCCCCCACAAUUACAACACUUAACCUUCACAUUGCUUCCACAUUCACCGUAAUCAUGUUUCCCUCCAUACUUGGUACAUCUUUUCUUUCCUUUACACAUGUCCCAUUCUUUGGCAUUUAAAACACCGCAGUGCAUAUUAGACACAUUCUCUAACAUUGUAACUAAGGAAUCCUAUCUGUACUCUUCCCAGCAAAACAUUCUCAAACCUCAGCAUCACUGAUAAGCUUUCACUUCUUUGACCCUCUUUCCUACUGAUCAACCUUUUGGCCUCAAUCACUCUGCCUCUCUUCACAUUUUCUUUCAUAUAAUCUAUGGACAUAGAUAUUGGAACCCCAUUGAUGACUCCCCUCAACCUAGCAUAAGCACCAGGUUUUGCAGAACCUUUUCCAUUUGCAGAAUCUUCCCUUGCUGAGCCUGGCUACCACACAAUAUUAGCAAUCUACCAUUUCCAAUUAACCGGGGUAGUUUAACUUCACCUAUCUCUUCCUCUAAAGCAUUAGUUAGUCAGAUAGGGUGUAAAUGAGGCCCUGUGGUCUCAUCAAACACCAUCACAACGUUCCACUCCGACACAUUAUGAAUCUUACUUCCUACCGUGACCCACUUUUUGCUUUCAAUACAAGACACUCCACCACUUUCAGUAUCAUGAUCUCUCUUCUUCCUAUGUCUUUCCACUACAGACCAUUCAGAUCCUUGACUCUCAUCCUCCCACUCCAUAUCAUCAGAACGGUCACCCAUAUUGAUCGCACUCCAGCACAGCUGUUGGUUCUCCAACCUUCUCUCCAUUUCUUCCAUUUCGUCCACACUACUCGCCACCAUUUUCCUUCUAUGCGGUCUCCCGGCCGAGCCAGGCAUCUUCCCUCAACUCGCCCCUGGACAAAAGAGGGGAGCUAGCUAUAACCACUGGCUAUAACUUGUUGAUGGCUCUCUUUACAUUAAAAACAAAAAUCUUGUGCCACGCAACAGGAAGUGGUCAGAGGCCACGAUUCAACAAUCAACAGUUCUAUAAUUUUUGUCAAAAGGUCUAUACUACUACUACUACUACAAAGUCAUUUCUGAAGAUUAUAAUUUAUUUCAUGUGAUUAGUGAUUAUUUACACUGAACAAAAAUUUAAACGCAACAGGUAAAGUGUUGGUCCCAUUUUCAAAGCUUAUUUCUCUAUUUUUUAGCACAAAUUUGUUUACAUCCCUGUUAGUGAGCAUUUGUCCUUUGCCCAGUGCUUAAUUUGUAAAUCGGGAGGUCUCGGAACACAUAGUAAGCACGAGAGGAGAGGAGAGGAGAGGAGGAGGGGGGGGGGGGUGGGGGGGGGGUUAUCCGGGGGGCUCUGAGUUACCGGAACACAUAGUAAGCACGAGAGGAGGGGGGGGGGCUUAUCCGGGGGGCUUUGAGUUACCGGAACACGUUGAGGGGAAAAAAGUGUCAAACACAACGUAGCAUGCCAAGUAGCCUACUAUCUAUGGUGGUGAAACGGACAGCACUCUCCAAGGUGCUAAUUAAUUCAAAGCAUUUUAGACGUCACUGCAGUAUGUCCACAUACUUGAGUAUAGCUGCGGGGCUUACACAAAUCCGAAUUUCUUAUAGCCUAAUUUUCGAGACAUCAAUGUACAGCAACAUUUUUAGACGACACUGCAGAACACCCGCCAUAUGCACACAUACUCCGCUGUGGGGCUUACAAGACCUGCAUUUCAUAUAAUUUUCAAGACAUCAAUGUAGCCGUAGAACAAAUAUCCCAAUAUCGGAAUAUAACUUCAAAUAAAAUAAAUCGAUGUAGGCUACAGCAGAACACACACAUGAGAAUAUAUAUGCCUCCUGCCUAUGUGAUAAUAUGAAGCACAUAUUUAGAUUACAAACUUGUUCUGUGCUGUGAAGGUAAAGGAAGAAAAAUGUCCUACCGUAGUUUUCAAAACCUCCCACAAUGACUCUCCCCAUGUCAAGUCCUGAGAGUCAACUUCUUGCUCAAUGCCAUGAGCGGGCAUGUGGCUGUGAUGUUUAGCCUCCUAAGGCUGUUCUGAAGACUCUAACUGUAGUGUCUAUUUAAAAAAAAAAAAUUUAACCUGGCUUGCUGCCACCAAAUGCGCCAUUCAGGCAUGUUCAAAAACCUUUUUUCUGAGGGCUCUUUGUUUUUUGUUUUUUUUACGUCUGAUGCAUAUGAUGUUCAUUUACUCUACAUUCCACCCAUUCUUUUGCUAGUUUAAUCCAUCCAGUCAUUUCUAGACCCAAGCUCCCUACCUUUUUGCAUGUUGUCAAGCCCAACUUUGAAUUCUGCAUGACAAGCCAGGGGUUAUAAGUUUGCUUGUUCUUGAACUGCAAAUUGCACCUGCUCCGAGCACUUUGUUGGUGGAUGCACUGCCCCCCUCGCCCCCAGUCUCCCUCUCCCGCUGAGUCUGACUCGCUAGUAGGCCUACUAGCUAGUGGAGGUGCCGGUGGUGAUGCUGAACUGGCGGGAUUAGCAUCGCCAUCAGGAACAGUUUGCCCCUCACUCCUCUCCUCCAGCACUGACAGUUCUCUGGCUCGUUCUGGGUUCGAUACACCAUCUUUCUCAGGAUUUUUGGACUUGAAAAAUGUCAAACUCGAUUGUCUUUCCUUACACAUUUUUUAUUUGGCUUUCCCACGAUUCAAAUUCAGUAGGGAGACGACUAGACUAGGCUACGUUACGUGAUUCCGUAGGGACCUCUUCACUAGCUGACCACCACUACCAAGACCUGUAUCAAUAUCAGUUACUUACCCCACUGGCCCUCCCCAUAACCUAUAUGUACGAAUAAGAGAGCAGGUCUGGAAUCAGUGUGGCAGGAUAGGAUGAUUACAUAGAAGGAUCACCGCGCUUUUACAUUAUGGUCUUUCUGGGGGGUGGGAGAAAUAACGUGGAGGCAACGUGAUUUAAUGCUUAUCGCUUUUAUUAGAAUGUCUACAGUGCGAACAGUGAAAUAAUUAAUAAAUCAUGCCGCGAGAGGUACCGGAUCUGGGCAAAUAGGUGCCGGAAAAACUGUCAAAUCUGAGAGGGCAUCUGGCUCAAAUUAAGCACUGCCUUUGCGAAGAUAAUCCAUCCACCUGACAGGUGUGGCAUACAUAUCAAGAAGCUGAUUAAACAGCAUGAUCAUUACACAGGUGCUCAUUAAAAGGCCACUUUUAAAAUGUGUGGUUUUGUCAAAAAACACAAUGCCCCAGAUGUCUCAAGUUUUGAGGGAGCAUGCAAUUGGCAUGCUGACUGCAGGAAUGUCCACCAGAGCUGUUGCCAGAGAAUGUAAUGUUAAUUUCUCUCCCAUAAACUGCCUCCAAAAUAGUUUUAGCGAAUUUGGCAGUACUUCCAACCGGCCUCACAACCCCAGACCACGUGUAACCACACCAGCCCAGGACCUCCACAUCCAGCUUCUGAGGAGUAUUUUGUGGGGAAAAACUCAUUCAGAUUGGCUGGUCCUGGCUCCCCAGUGUGUGGGCCUAGGCCCACCCAUGGCUGCACCCCUGCCCAGUCAUGUGAAAUCCAUAGAUUAGCGCCUAAUGAAUUUAUUUCAAUUGACUGAUUUCCUUUAUAUGAACUAUAACUCAGUAAAAUCUUUGAAAUAGUUGCAUGUUGCUUUUAUAAUUUUGUUAAGUAUACAUCUGUCCCUCAUUUUAAGUUCAACCUUGUUACAUGAACUGAACUCUCGUUUUAAUAUGGUGAAACUUCCUUUAAAAAUAUUUUCUUCAAAAGAAACAUUGAACAUAGUCAAACCAUGAGCUGGUUCUACUUUUUUUGGCCAUAUGCUGGUGUUUUGUGGUGGAAAACUGACCGGGUCGAGUAUAACACGUCAACCCUGUUACCCAUAAAACAUUUUAUGGGUGAAGCUUGCAUUCAAUUGCCACUCCCGGUUGUACACAAAUAGCUUCGAGUUACCACUGGCUAAAUCUAUGACGUUAAAAUGCCUAUUUACUCUGUUCCAUCUGACUGUGUAAUCCACUGUCUCAUCAGCCCUAGACAUUAUCUCACAUUUUCUUUUAGACUAACAUUUUGUUUUCAACAGCGGAGAUUUGUAUAAACCUUGCUGUCUUUCUCUCCGACAUUUGCAACAUUGUUUCAAUUUUCAAAUUCGACCUCCAGCUGUCCAAUAGUAGCCUAAUGAACGUGUUGGGAGGCUUCGUCUUGGGCCUAACAACACCCGUGCCAAUAUAUCCUCCAAACACAGGCUUCUCAGGCAUUAUCACUUAAUUAUAGGCACUUACUAAAGUAUUUUAAAAAAUUUACCUCUUGAGAUGUGAAAACAAGUCAGUUUUAUUACGUUUUCUUGUUUUUCAGUCAACAAAGAAAAUGCAAUCAACAUUCACAGAUGUGGCAGACAUAAAUAAUAUAAUAAAAAAUGAAACAACAGCAUUAUCAGUGAUCAUGUUAGAUAUUUCCAGCUUUAGCUGCGAUAACUAGAACAUAAUUAGUUUUACAGCACCUUACACAUCAUGUAUACAGACACAUUUCCUUAAUUACCACAUUCACUCUGUCCAGUUUGAAAUAUAGUUGAGUAGUGGAGACCGAGUCUAUCGAACCUGGGUUGUCUCUUGCUGAGGUCAUAAUUUAGCUUUUCAAGAGGAAGAAAGUCAAGAAACUGGUCAAUCCACAUUUUAAACGUAGGAGAGGAAUCAGAAGCCCACAUUUGGAGAAUACAUUUGAAAACAUGUUUUUUUACAAAGUUGAACAUGUGCUCUUUAUGACAAUGUUUUUUUUGACCAAGUUACACUUCUCAAAAGGCACAGAAUUGGUAGAACGACCCGUUUGUAUUUGGACGUGACUUGUCUGAAUGGAUGGGAGGUGUUGAUGAACACUUCUGAAUUUGAACCUCUCUCUCUCUUAGGGAUGGAGUGAGAGACCCUAACUUCAGUUCGAUCCUCUACGCUCUCAAGCUGUCCAAUAAUGCCAAAGUCUACUCAGGAGUGGUUCACUUCAAACCAAAGGUAGGCCUACAACACUAGCCUGGUACAGACUUAUAUUAACAUAUGCCCCUGGCCUGGUAGCUUUGGACAGGGUGUAGGUAGGCCUACUUAACUAUACAGUGUGCCAUGGGGAUUCCAGGGUGUACAGCGCCACUUUAUGGUGUUGCCAGUUAGGUUUAGCAGAGCCCCCACACACACACACACUGUGGUCCAUUGUGUCUUAUGGUCACAUGUUAAGACGUGGAACUACUGACUCAUAAGGGUCAUUGGGUUACUGUUGUGUUCCUCAACCAGCUCACCAGUUGUGCGUGUGUGUCCCAAGUCCUGGUUCACGAUCGGCCCACACCCUGUCCAGCUCAGCUUUUACAACCUGUAGCAACCUGGCAAUCGAUACCAACCACAUCCUGGGGUGUGUGUUUCAGUAUGUUACAGCGUCAACAUUGUCGAAGCCAAACAGAAAGGGAAAAAAAUAAGACUGAAAAAAAUUACCAAAUGACUCUGCUGUGAUGGCAGAUAUAGGCAUGGCACUAGACUAAAGAGACGGAGGAUUGAAUUUGACCCCUGUGUGUGUGUGUGUGUGUGUGUGUUGGUCUGCAGGUGAGGGAGUUCUGUCAGGACCAGUGGCAAGGACCCCGGGGAAAGGGGCGUGGCCAGAAGCAGCAGGGGGCGUCUAGUUCUUUUCCUGUUCAGAAUGGAGGCCAGGUGAACGGGGUGGGGCAGAAGAAUGGGGUGUGUGUGGCGCCCUCACCUGGCCCAGCCCAGACAUCACACACCCCCAGGAGAGACUGGAGACUGGCCAAUUACAUCCUCAGGAAGUUCAACUCUGACAGGUGAUUGGUCCAGACAUGGAGCUGUUUGUCUUUACCUUUAUUCUACAUUCAUCAGGUCCUUAUGGAUCCUCGGUGGCCCAAUCCCAAAUGGACCCCUAGACCCUAUAUGCCCUAUGGACUGCCAGGAUUUGAUAGGUAUAUGCAAUAUGGUUAAACUUCCCCCUUUCAGUGAGCAUGUGGAGUUAUCAUAUUGCUCACACCUUUCAAAUCCUCUCUGAUCUCGGCCAGUGCAUAGGGUCUAGGGUUCCACUUGGGAUUGGGCCUCUGUGUAAUGUGACUAUCCUAACCCCUGACCCCUACCCCCUCAGAGCGGAGUUGAUCUCAGACCGUGGCGGUAUAAGCAUCACUUCUGAUCACGUUGUUGUAGACGGCCUGAUCAAGUUCAGUCUGGAGAGUGAGACAGAGGUAAGACCAGACCUUUAACCCUGACUCUAACUCUGACCCUAAUGCUGCGUUCAUAACAUCUCGUAAAUUCCAGCAUACGACUGGGAAAAAUCCACUUGAACGCCCCUCCAACUGGUAAUUACUAGUGGGAAACUCGUCGAUCAUCUCUGAACUCCGACUUCUCCCACAUGAACUCUGAAGUCACAUACUAAGUGAAUUACCUCGAUAACAGCAUUUUCGGCAGUUAAUUGCAACAACAAAUCAUUUGUUUUUUAUAAAUAUCUAUUCAUAUGGUUUUGAACACUAAUUUUUGCCAGCAUAAUUGCUGUACUUUUAGUUUAUGUUUGUCAUAUCAGCCAAUUGGCGUUCUCGACAACUUAAAAGCACGUGAACGCACACAACUCGUUUCUCCCUGUUUACAAGUAGUAUUUUGCGAGUUUCCCACUUGUUAUGAACGCAGCAUUACCCUAGCAUCAUUUAAAUUGGGGACACACAGGGAACGCUCAGCACCCAACACCAGAGUUUUUCCCCACAAAGUCGACAUGCAAUUUAUACUGGUGCGGCACAUGCAAAUCUAAAGUGAUAGCAGGUCGGGCGACAAGAUCUGGGAGAAUGGGAAUAAAAGGCAUCCAACACGAGGUCAGACUGUUCUGAACUCUAAUUCACAUACAGUGGGGGAAAAAAGUAUUUAGUCAGCCACCAAUUGUGCAAGUUCUCCCACUUAAAAAGAUGAGAGAGGCCUGUAAUUUUCAUCAUAGGUACACGUCAACUAUGACAGACAAAAUGAGAAAAAAUAUCCAGAAAAUCACAUUGUAGGAUUUUUUAUGAAUUUAUUUGCUAAUUAUGGUGGAAAAUAAGUAUUUGGUCAAUAACAAAAGUUUCUCAAUACUUUGUUAUAUACCCUUUGUUGGCAAUGACACAGGUCAAACGUUUUCUGUAUGUCUUCACAAGGUUUUCACACACUGUUGGUGGUAUUUUGGCCCAUUCCUCCAUGCAUAUCUCCUCUAGAGCAGUGAUGUUUUGGGGCUGUCGCUGGGCAACACGGACUUUCAACUCCCUCCAAAGAUUUUCUAUGGGGUUGAGAUCUGGAGACUGGCUAGGCCACUCCAGGACCUUGAUGCUUCUUACGAAGCCACUCCUUCGUUGCCCGGGCGGUGUGUUUGGGAUCAUUGUCAUGCUGAAAGACCCAGCCACGUUUCAUCUUCAAUGCCCUUGCUGAUGGAAGGAGGUUUUCACUCAAAAUCUCACGAUACAUGGCCCCAUUCAUGCUUUCCUUUACACGGAUCAGUCGUCCUGGUCCCUUUGCAGAAAAACAGCCCCAAAGCAUGAUGUUUCCACCCCCAUGCUUCACAGUAGGUAUGGUGUUCUUUGGAUGCAACUCAGCAUUCUUUGUCCUCCAAACACGACGAGUUGAGUUUUUACCAAAAAGUUCUAUUUUGGUUUCAUCUGACCAUAUGACAUUCUCCCAAUCCUCUUCUGGAUCAUCCAAAUGCACUCUAGCAAACUUCAGACGGGCCUGGACAUGUACUGGCUUAAGCAGGGGGACACGUCUGGCACUGCAGGAUUUGAGUCUCUGGCGGCGUAGUGUGUUACUGAUGGUAGGCUUUGUUACUUUGGUCCCAGCUCUCUGCAGGUCAUUCACUAGGUCCCCCUGUGUGGUUGUGGGAUUUUUGCUCACCGCUCUUGUGAUCAUUUUGACCCCACGGGGUGAGAUCUUGCGUGGAGCCCCAGAUCGAGGGAGAUUAUCAGUGGUCUUGUAUGUCUUCCAUUUCCUAAUAAUUGCUCCCACAGUUGAUUUCUUCAAACCAAGCUGCUUACAUAUUGCAGAUUCAGUCUUCCCAGCCUGGUGCAGGUCUACAAUUUUGUUUCUGGUGUCCUUUGACAGCUCUUUGGUCUUGGCCAUAGUGGAGUGUGACUGUUUGAGGUUGUGGACAGGUGUCUUUUAUACUGAUAACAAGUUCAAACAGGUGCCAUUUAAUACAGGUAACGAGUGGAGGACAGAGGAGCCUCUUAAAGAAGAAGUUACAGGUCUGUGAGAGCCAGAAAUCUUGCUUGUUUGUAGGUGACCAAAUACUUAUUUUCCACCAUAAUUUGCAAAUAAAUUAAUAAAAAAUCCUACAAUGUGAUUUUCUGGUUUUUUUUUCCUCAAUUUGUCUGUCAUAGUUGAUGUGUACCUAUGAUGAAAAUUACAGGCCUCUCUCAUCUUUUUAAGUGGGAUAACUUGCACAAUUGGUGGCUGACUAAAUACCUUUUUUCCCCACUGUAUAAGAGACGGUAGUUAGUCGUCCCACAUAUGUAAAUCUACUUUUACCCUAACCCUAAGACCUGACAGACCUGUGACAACAUAGUAGCUGUUUUCUUUCAAUGACUUUACAGGAGAAACUAACAAACUCCUCCCCUCCUCCACUCCCCUCCUUUUCUUCUCUCUCUCUCUCGUCCCCCCCCCCCCCCCCCCAGGUGUACGUAGUUCGUCUGUUCCUAAAGAACUCCUCCUCUAGUCCUCUCUCCUUCACCUACUACUCUGCUCUGCACAGGAUGACCUGCUUCAACCUGCAGGACAUGCACAAAGUCACCCGCAACAACCCUCUACAGCUGGGACCAGGCAAGACACGCACACAUACGCACAGGCAGGGCCGGAUUAAGAAAUUGCUGUCUUGAAUUCAAACAAACAAUAGCCCAGGCCAAUGAAGCGACACAAAGAUUGUACAAUAUUAGGAGGCAGUAUCUAGAUCAUAGGCUACUAAAUACAAUUUCCAGUGGCACACUAACUCACCUAUGGCUUCAUCUUCGUCAUUCGGUGAUGGCCGAUGCGCUUGUCGUGGCAAUAGCCUAUCUCAAGAUGAGCUACUUUGAAAGCAGUGCUGCUGUUAGUUACAAAUUGGGAGUUGUUGAGAAAAAAUUGGUUCUACAGUCAGAUUAGUCAUCUCUUUUCAGAAGUAUGCAUUUGCUUUCCAAACUGAAUGUUUUUCCCACGAUUGUAUUUAGAAAUCUGCAAAAGGCAAACCAACAGCUGCAACCAACCAUAUAAAUAAAAUCCAUAGAUGGCAGUUCAGAUUCAAGACAGGACUGGCAUCCAUUGCUAAUGUACACAUGAGUUUAACAGUCAAAUUGCCAGUGUAAGAGGGUACAAAACCCUUCUAUGGAUUAUAUAUAUAUGGCCACAACACAACAAGUUGUAGCCUAUAUUUGGCGUGCAUGCUGCCCAAACUGCUGCCUGUAAGCAUACCGGUAACUGCCCAAAUAAAGGAAACACUUGAGUAAACAAGGAAUACAAAGUAUAUGUUAUGGUGUGGGAUGCAUUUUCCUGGCAUGGUUUAGGUUCACUUGUAGAAUCUAUGCCAAGGCGCAUGAAGGUGUUUUGGCAACUCGUGGUGGCGCAACACCCUUUUAAUGGACUUUAUGUUGGUGCUAUCUUAAUUUUUGCAGAUACCAGUAUGUGCUUGUGAUAAAACUUAAUCCACCAUUUUUUUUUUAAUUAUUGAUCCUCUGUGGCUAAAUUAUGCUCUUUGGUGUAUUUUGAACAUUGAGAGCGGGUUCCUGUGGUUGUAUUUUUAAAAAAAAAAUAGUUUUUGCCUUAUGGGCCACCUGAAUCAAUUGACCAGUCACAUUUAUUUAUUAUGCAUUUCAUUUAAAUAUUUUCUUUAAUCAGUUACCCAAUAAAGGCAGGGCCCCCCAAUUACCCACAAGGGCGCCCUACCUCCUCUCCUCCCCCCAUCUGAUGAUUAGCAGAGCGGCAGCAGGCAGUAGCAGGCUGUCUUAACUCAUUGAGAGCGGGCUCCUGAGUCUUCCUGUGGUUGGCGGUUGCAAUAAAACAAUAUAAAAGAUAUACUACAUACAGGAUAUAAUAUAUAUAUAGCGUAGAAUCCCGUAUUAUCGGCAUAUUCAACAGCGUUUAAGAAAUAUAUUACCUUCAAGUGUUAUCUUGUGAUCAAGCCUUCAAUGUUUUGUGAUUAUUGGUGUCGUAAAAAUGUUUGCUAACGGUUUAGCAAUUAGCAAGUUUGACAUUUCAUUUGAAAUAUUACUGUUAUCUGCUUUUGAUAAGCGGUUUAGCAAAAAAAUACGUCCCGUAUUAUCUGUAUACGGCCCCCAGUUAUUGGGCACCUUACUAUUUUGUUCAAUUACAAGAUAUAUCCGUUUAAUUUGUUGAAAAAAGAGACACCAACCACGUACCCGAAGUGUUUACUAGAUAGUUGACUAGUUGGCUAGUCUUCCGGUAAAAAAUAAUUAUUUGCCUGUCAACUUUUCAUUGCGUAGCCCGGUGCGCCCUCUUGUGGAUUCUUAAAAAAAAAAAUAUUCACCAACAUAUUCAGUGUUGUAACCAAAUGAAAUAUGAGUAUUAAUAAUUUACAUCAAAUACACUUUAAUUUCAGUUAUGUGCAUUAACAUAAAACAAUGAAAACACUGUUGGAGUUUGUGUUGCAGAGGUGCACUUGGAAAGUAAAGGAAGAAAUACACAAGAUGGGUUCAAUAAAUAUAUAUAUUAUAUUUUAGACAUUUUAUUUUUUUGAACAAAUAAAUAAUUUCAUAUGAACACAAACAAAACAAACAAUUAAAUCUCGACCUCCAUCCCUAUAUUGUCACAAAAACACAAUAAAAAUCCAGCUCCACCGCUACCUCUUGAUCCCACUGCACACACCUGCAGUGGAACCAGUGCUGGCAAAAGUCACAGCACACCCAUGGCACCUCGGAUCUACACCUGAGAGGAGCUUGCAGGCGGAUCACGCUCCCCGCAGCGAGCACAGCAGGUGGUGUCUCCUUUUAUAAAAAAUUAAAUAAUAAUACAAAUUGAUUAAUAGGGUUUUGCAAAAUGUAGAAGUUCUUCAACAACAAUAGUAAUUGAUACAACUGAGAGAGCGAGAAAAACAGAUUAUGAAGUACCUGAGAGUGGUGCCAUGGGUGGUGUGACAGAUGUGACCGGUGUAGCUUUUCUCUUCCUUUUCUGUGCUGCAGUUUGAGAAAAAGUAGUGUUAGACAGAGCAUGUUGCAUGAAAACCCUUUUCAACUUUUUUACAUCAAUACCUCUGGAGGAAGCUGCAGAGGUUUUGGAGGAGGCGGAGAUGACUUGAGGGCUCCUCCAAAACCUCUGCUUACAACAUAGUGGUGAUUGAACAUUGAUUGGGUGAUCACAAUUGAUUGAUUGGGUGAUCACAAUUGAUUGGUCGAAUAAAUCACCAUCAGUCACUGAUUACAACACUGGCUAACUGUGAUACUUUAUGAGCCCAUAAGUGGUGGUGGAACUGUUACUGCUGACAUUUGAAUACCACCACCUCCACAGGUAAACACAUGUUAAAUUACUAAAAAAUGACUGUUUGUUAUCUGUUUUAUAAAACAGCAAUGUAAAACACAUAUACAUACAUAUAUAUACAUAUAUACAUAUAUAUAUAUAUAUAUAUAUAUAUAUAUAUAUGUAUAUAUAUGUAUAUAUAUAUAUAUAUGUAUGUAUAUGUGUUUUACAUUGCUGUUUUAUAAAACAGAUAACAAACAGUCAUUUUUUAGUAAUUUAACAUGUGUUUACCUGUGGAGGUGGUGGUAUUCAAAUUGCAGGGGGCAGGGACACCAGACGAGGCUGCUAUGGUGGUGUGACCAGGGGAGACGGAGGAGGCAGUUGGUCCAGAGGAGGCCGUGUUGGUGGUGACAGACAUGGGGGGUGGUGUGCAUUGGGGUGGUGGUGGACAAAACCGCCGACGAUGGCUUGGAGGAGCUGGUGUUUGUAAUGGUGGGGUUGAGGGGCCGACGAUGGUGUGGCCGGGAGAGUAGGCAUGUGGCCUUCUUCUGCAGCUGGGGACUCCGGCGGCUCCUACAGGUGUUGCACACUGGGAGGCACUGGCAGUGGUGAUGCAGCUGUCAGGAGUGGUUCCAGCAGGGGGUCCAGCAGAGGCGAUGGCGUCAAUGGUCUCAUCCAUGGCAGCCCUCUCCUGUGCCCUCUGUGUUCUGAGGGCUGCCCGACGCUCUUUCUCCUCUGCCCCGGCCCUCUCCUUCUCACCCCUCUCCUGCCACUGACGCGUGUAUUCCUCCCCGGUGAGGCAUGUGGCGACCACAGGGAGUCUUCUGUAUCGGUCCAGCCGAUACUUCAGGACAGUAAGGAUGUGCCCCAGGUCCUUCGCUAUCAGCCCCCCCUCUAUUAGGGGGUGCUCUUCUAGAGCUAGGGAUAGGACUGGAGCAGCGACUGGGGCAGGGGCUGAGGGUCCUCCUGUGGUCGCUGGGGAGGAGGUGCUGAUGGAUGGCACAGUGCUGCUGGUUCCAGUAGAUGCGGUGUUGGGACCCGGUAGGGUCCGAGACGGCAUUAAACGGGACCCUUCAAUGGCUGAAGGGUCAAAAGGGAAGAGGCCACACUUCUUAAACCCUUCCACCACAUAGCGCAUGUCCUUGCAUCGCUGGUACGGGUAGCGGAAUACUCUGGCAAAUUCUGAUUUGUUUACCAUGUAGGAGUGGUCAAAAUGGCUAAGGUCUCCAGCUACCUUGGAGAACUCAGCCUUUAAAGGGCCAAAGUAUGCCACGUCCAGCGGCUGCAGGACAUGGGUGCAGUGUGGUGGAAGACAAAGAAGUAUAACCCCUUCCCUUAGUGCCACCGCGAGCACUUCCGGGUCCAUGUGGCUCUUGUGCCCAUCGAAGAAGAGAAGGAGAGGGCGCUCUUUCACUGCAUACUUAAUGAAGUGCUGAAACCACUUCCUGAACAGGUCCCCGUCAAUGUAGCCACUGCUUGACCGUCCAUACAAGGCUUGGGGGGGUCCUCCCAGUGUGUAGUGGCCACCGGGGAAACACUUGGGGUAGAUGAUAAACGGGGGGACGUCCUCCCCAGUUGCGUUGAAGCAGGCCAGCACUGUGAUGUGCUCCUUGGUCCCCGGAGCCUGCUGGAACACGUGUUUUGCGCCCCGGGGAGCCAGCACUUUGUGCCUGCUCUGGUCGCUACGAAACCCAGACUCAUCGCAGUUAUAGAUUUGUCUGGGUUUCUCCCUCAACCCACUCUCCUCCAAGUGCUUCUCAUAAGAAGUGAAGAAGGUGUCCAUCGUCGGACGUGUGGCACACUCAGCUCUCCCCCUAUCCAGGGUGUCCGGCCUCCUCAUGCUUAGGUUCUUGUGCCUCCUCCUGAACAUUUCCCACCACCUCUUCCCCAGUGGUGGGAUUGUUUCCCCUGGGUGCCGAAACCUACAAUAGAAUAUAUAAUUGUCCAUCCAAGAUGAAAAUGUUUGUUUUGGCAUCACCAUACACAUCCACAUUUACAUCACACACAUUGAGAACAGUCAGUCCACCAAUCUACAUACAUAAACACAUAGAACACCAAAUACCUGCGUAUUUUGUCGGCGUAUUUCAUCAGCCUCUGUCUGGUGAAGGGGAACCCAUGGCUGGCGCAGUAGAUACAGUACUGCACCAGAGACUUUUCAUCCUCUGGUGCAAGCAAUGUGGGUGGUCCACUGCGACAACCAUGGGUCACCCGGCCGCUCAGCCUGUCCGCCAGCGUCUGCCGAGGUACACCAUGCACCUUGGUAGAUAAGAAAAGAAAACUGUUACUAGCAGAUAAAAUUCACAUACACAUGGUAAUCUCCUAAAAACAAAAGAUGCCUAACCUUGGCAGCCUGGCGGAUAGCCAUCCCUGCCCCGCAGUCCUCCAUGGCAUGGAACAUGUCCACCUCACUCCACUGCUUCCUCUUGACUUUCUCCAUGCUGCAGUGGUAAAUACAUGUAGCUAAGUAACUUGGCAUACUAUACACAUUUUAGAAAGAUAACUCAAUCUGAAUAUGUAUAAACAUUUACAUUUCAAAGCUAAGGCAUUGAAAGGUGAUGAAAGUUUUCACAAUAACUAAAAGUGUACCCAUAUUUUUUGUUUGAUGUUAUCUGUAAUGAAAAUUUGUGUCCCAAUUAGUGUAAUAUUGAUGCAUACAUUGUACCAUUUAACUAAAUACUGCCUCUAUGUAGCUGUUGUAAGAUGAAACAUAGCCAACAGUGAUAGGUGUUGAAAAGUUCAUGGUUCAAAGUUCCAAAUACAUCUUUGCAGAUUGUGCAAAACGCCUCCGUCAGAGGACUCCAAUUUUGAUACGGUAAAGCUUGACAACAUGCAGCUGUUUUCGUGAUAUGUAUUAUCUAACACUUACAAUUUAUUUCCUUUUUGCUUACUUAGCAGUUCUAUCAACAUUUAGCAACUAAGAUAGCAACAUUAGAAAAUCCGUUAGCUAUAUUUCAGAGGUAAAAAGUUGGAUAUUAAAUUAGGUGUGGUCUGUCGCGCAGUCGAAUUUUACAAUAUGCAGCGUGUUCCACAAAAUGUGUACAUAUAACUUUUUUGAAAACUCUCAAAACCUAACUUAACUUACAUAAAUUGCACUGAAAAUCGGUGGUCAGCUAGCUAAAAGGGUGUCGUUAGUCACAAAACGUACCGUUAUUUUUCAGUCCAUUGAAAUGUUGAGCUCGAGGUGAUUCAGUCCUCCAACCGCUAGAGAGUGUCCGAGGUCAGGGGGUGUCUGAUGUUUGGGGAAAAUUAGCUACUAUAUAUAGGCAGGCACACACGCAAAAUCACCCGCAACAACCCUCUACAGCUCCAACCAGGCAAGAGUUACACAACCCAAAUAGCUCCCUCAGCCUUCAUUUUGGCGCCAACCCUUCAAUGUUUACAGUUCUGUCGGGUCUAGACAGCUAUAAGUGGUGAAGUUUCCACCAUAUUGCUAACACCUUACCGAUCUACAAGCAUUAAAGGGUUAGGGCCAAAAGAAGGCUCAGGGAGCCUGACACAUGCUGGUGCACACACACACACACACACACACACACACACACACACUCUCUCUUCUAAUGUUAUUAACCCCCUCCCUCCCUCUCUUCUCUCCCUCCCUCUCUCUCUCCUCCCCAGGUGACCAGUAUGAGGUGCAGCUCCAGUUCCGGUCCAGCCUCCUGGGUUUCUAUCCAGCCACUCUGGUCUUUGAGUUUAAACCCUCCCUCUCCUCCUCUCCUGCCUUCCACCUGCUGCGGUUCAUCGAGGCCCAGUAUGUGACGGGGUUGGCCAGGGAGCUGGCCCCGACUGCGCCCUACCGACCUAGAGCUAUCAUCAGCGCUACAGCUUCUCUGCCUUACACUGUAGAGGACGGGGAACCACCUGAGAGGUAGGUAACACACACACCUGGUAACACACAUCUGGCAGAACACACACACACUUGAUAAACACCUUAUAGACCCUGAACCGUUACCUCUACAGCCUAUCUGCUUUACAGGGAGAACCACCUGAGCGGUAACACACACCUGAGCAGACAGAUACUUUUUUUUAAACCCUGACUCUCUCUCUCUCUCUCUCCCUGGUUCACCCUGGUCCACCACUAACACUCUUCUCCUCUCUCCGCCUCUCCCCAUCAGUCUCUCAGCCAACAGCCCAUAGCCCAUGGUGCACCUCCAAGACGACUAUGUUCCAGACCCUAACCCUAACGUGUGUGUGUGUUCAGUCUCUCAGCCAACAACCUGAAGCCCAUGGUGCGUCUCCAGGACUACAAGGUUCCAGGAUAUGUCAGAGAUCUGAUCAAGUUCCUCAAUGGAUACUACUCCUCCUCUACUCCUUUACUGGAUGCUCAGUGAGUACCUCCUCCUGUCUGUAGAUCAUCCUGCCGGUGUACAAUAUGGGUGUUGUGAAUGUCUCUUCUCUCUACUUUCUCUCUCUCUCUUCCUCCCCCUCUUCCCCCAGGUCUGUCCUAGAGUCAGGUCUGAGUAGAGAGAAUUACUCUAAACGGUUCCAGCUGCUGCUGUAUCUGGAGGAGCUACAGAUGGAGGUGGACAUUAAGAGAUACAACAAGCCCAACACUCCCAUGGUCAGAGACAAGACCAACAAGAAACUACUGGUGCUAGAGGUACACACAAACACAGAUGCACGCACACAUGGUCAGAGACAAGACCAACAAGACUGGUGCUGCAGAUCAGGACACACACACACACACAAAAACAAACACUAGGAACGUAGCUCCUCCUCUACUAGAUGGUGCAGGGUUUAUCUCCAGCCCAGUGUGUUGUGUGCUCCUGCAGGUACCAGGUGUGUCAGAGAACCGUCCGUCUGUCCUGCGGGGCGACUCCUUCCUGGUGACGAGGUCAGAUGACGCUAAUAAGCGGGACGUGGUCAAAUACCGUGGUUACGUCCACCGUGUGGAGCUGGACUCCGUCAAACUGGGAUUCAACAGCAAGUAAGGACAUGAUUGGAGGAGGCUGCUUCCUGAAGGGAUCUUAUUAGUCAAUAGCUCUCUCUAUUCAUGGUUACCAUGGUUCUCUGGUUACAUUCUGAUUCUCUACUCUUUCUUCAAAAGUGUGCACUCGUUCACUCCACCUCAUGCAUUUAAAAGCAUUGGAUUAGUGCAAGCAUGGCUGGAGGGAGUUUCCACCAUAUUCCUUACACCAGUUAAUUCCUUUUACACUGCUACCCUGACCCCUCACACUAAAUUAUUACCUUGCUCUGUCGUUUGUUACAGACUUUAGUCUGAAUCUGCCAUCAUUGAAAGUCGUUUGGGUGACGUCGUUUGCGGUGAAAACAAGGUCAUCAGCGAUUGGAUCGUCUCUAACCAAUCACAGUAUCAAAGCCAAUAACGUACUUCGAAAACGCAGCUUUACCCACGUGUGUUCUGGCUAUGGCCCAACACAUCAGUUUCUGGAACCAAUCAGACAGCCCAAAUGUGUUCACAUUCAGUGAAGGGUCUAAAACAUUCGUCUGUGGGCGUGGCAUAGUGUUUGAACGGAUUAAGGAUUCUGAGUAGCCAGGCAAGUACACUUCGGGGGAGAAGGGCUGAGAAUCGGAAUGUAGCCUCUGUCUCUCUAUCCCCCCAACCUUCCCCCUCCAGGUUGCUGUCCUCCUUCGUGGAUGGUCUGAGGUUUGAUGUGGAGUUCACAAUGAACCGUCUGACCACUAGGCUUCAGCAGAGAGCAACAGAGCUGGCUGACAGACACAGCCUGGGGAACGUACUGUUCCCCUCUGGAGAUCAAACUAUCAAACUACCCAAAAAACAACCUCUCAAGUGAGCUCACACCACCCAUCUGCCCGACCCACACUUCCUUUUUGACCUUUGACCACCGAGCCUUACACACUAACCCUUAUCCAAAAACCCUGAUAUAUAACCCCUCUCUCUCUCUCUCUCUCUCUCUCUCUCUAUGUCCCUCUUUCUCUCUCUCCACCUCCCCCUCUCCCUAGGUUAUAUGACAAGGCUCUAGAGCAGAACCCAGAACAGUACACAGCAGUCCAGAACAUCGUAGCUGGAUCCUCCCGACCGGCUCCUUACCUGGUGUUUGGACCACCUGGGACAGGUAAUAUAUGUUAGUGUGUGUGUGUGUGUGUGUGUGUGUGUGUGUGGGUGUUAACGAACUCAGUUAAAGUGUAUGUUUUAUUAGUCGUAUGUUCGGAAUACGCAUGGUACUGCAUAUACAUCGUCCAACGAAAUGCUUACUUGCAGGUUCCUUCUCGACAAUGCAACAAGAAUAAGAAAUAAUAAAAGAUAAGAAUACGAACAUAAAGUAAAUGGCAGUAGAAUAGAAUAAACAUUUUAGCAUAAGUAUAAUACAGGAAGGCACAAUUUAUAGUCCAAUAUUUACAUGUAUAUUGGGGAUGGGGGGGGGGGGGGGCAAGUGUACUUAUAAAUUGAGCAGUAAAGUAAGAGUCUGGUAGCAGUAGUUGUGGUGUGUGUGUGUGCAUGAGUGAGUGCAUGUGUGCUAAGGUGCAGAGAAUCCGAGCAGGUGGUCAGUCCAGUUCAAGUGUUCAGGAGUCUGAUGGCUGCUGACAGUAAGGAAGAGAACAGCUCGUUUCUAGGAUGUGUGGGGUCGUUGAUGAUGCUGCGUGCCUUCCUCAAGCACCGUUUUGAUUAGAUGUCCUGGAUGGGUGGGAGCACAGUCCCAGUGAUGUACUGGGCAGUCUUCACCACCCGCUGGAGGGCCUUGUGGAUGGAGCAAUUCCUGUACCAGGCCGUGAUGCAACCGGUCAGACACCUUAGGAAGUAGAGACUCUUGACAAGAGUGGUGGUGCUGUCCAUAACAAGACACCGGUGAACUUAAAAUAUGUGACUCUCUACUGCAGUCCAAUUGAUGUGGAUCAGGGAAUGUUCCCUCUUCUGCUUCCUGAAGUCAACUGACAUUGAGGGAGAGGUUGUUGUCAUGACACCACAAUGUCAAUUCACUUACCUCCUCCUAUAGGCUGACUCAUCGUUGUAUUUGGUUAUCAGGCCUACAUCCGUGGUGUCGUCAGCGAACUUGAUGAUGGAGUUGGUGUCGUGCAAAGCCACGCAGUUGUGGGUGAACAUGGAGUACAGUAGAGGACUGAGGGCACACCCGUGGGGCGGGCCCCUGGGUUAAGAGUCAGUGUGGAGGAGGUGUUGUUGCCAAUCCUCACAGCCUGUGGUCUGCUCGUCAGGAAGUCCAGGAUCCAGUUGCAGAGGGUGGUGUCCAGACCCAGGGCUCUGCGCUUGGUGUCGAGUUUGGAGGGAACAAUAGUGUUGAAUGCUGAACUGUAGUAAAUUAACAGCAUUCUCACAUAGAUGUUCCUCUUGUCCAGAUUGAUGUGUUACGGCCAUGUGGGACGAUGAUGGUCUUCUUAAAGCAGGUGGGACUACAGCCUGGGACAGGGGCAGGUUGAGAAGAUGCCCUCCAGCUGGUCAGCACACACUCUUGAGGACGCGACCAGGGAUGCCAUCUAGGCCGGCAGCUUUGUGAGGGAUUCACUCUUUUGAUAGUUUUCCUCAUGUCAGCCUCAGAGACAGAAAGCACCUGGUCGUCCAGAGCAGCGAGGGUCUUCCUGGAUGGCUCAGUGUUGUCUGCCUCGAAGCGAGCAUAGAAUGUGUUAAGUUCGUCUGGGAGGGAGGCUUCAGCGGGUACCGCCUAGCUGGAUUUUCCUUUGUAGUCUGUGAUGUCUGUAGUCCUUGCCACAUGCGACGCGAGUCUGAGUUUUCGCACAUCAAUUCAAGUUUGAGUCUGUAUUGUCUUUUUGCAUCCCCGAUUUGCAGAGCUCGUACCUGCUUGCCUUGUACGCGUCGCACGCCACCUCAUCAGGGUUAAUUCUACUUCAAUGCUGCAGUACGGGCUCUCAGCAUUGUACAGAUAUCUCCAUUCAUCCAGGGUUUUUGGUUGGGGUAAAGUAAUAAUUAACGCAAAAAUAGCCAUAAAAAAGCAAAGUCGAGCAGGAACCGGCAAGACGCGUGCCCUCCUCAGCAUCGCCAUCUUUUAUACUAAACAGAAAUAUAAAUGCAACAGACAAAGUGAUUUCCUUCUAUGAACUGUAAUUCAGUAAAUUCUUUGAAAUGGUUGCAUGUUGCGUUUAUAUUUUUGUUCAGUAGAUUUUAUUUUUGCCUUGUGGUUAGAGUGUCUGCCCUGAGAUUGAAAAGUUGGGAGUUCGAUCCCCGGCUUCCAUACCAAAGAAUGUAAAUGGGACCCGAUGCGUCUCUGCUUGGCACUCAGCAUUAAGGAUAGAUUAAGGAGAUAGUAAGACGCUGCGAUAGACUAGCUUCCUGUCCAGGGGAUGUAAUUGUACAUCAAGCUGCCUCACACUACAAAAACAGGAGACGGUCUCAUGCCUUUAUGCGCAGUUCUGACUUACUUAUGCUGUGUGUGUGUUUGUUCCCCCCAGGUAAGACUGUGACGGUGGUUGAAGCUAUCAAACAGGUGCUGAAGACACAGGCCCACGCCCACAUCCUGGCGUGUGCUCCGUCCAAUAGCGCGGCAGACCUGCUGGCUCUGAAGCUUCUACAACACCUGGAACACAGGAAGCUGUUCCGGAUGUAUGCCGCGUCCCGUAACCCUAAUGAUGUGCCCAAUGAAAUACGGGUGGGUAUGUAUGUAUGUAUGUAUGUAUGUAUGUAUGUAUGUAUGUAUGUAUGUAUGUAUGUAUGUGUGUGUGUGUGUGUGUGUGUGUGUGUGUGUGUGUGUGUGUGUGUGUGUGUGUGUGUGUGUGUGUGUGUGUGUGUGUGUGUGUGUGUGUGUGUGUGUGUGUGUGUGUGUGUAUCAGUGUGAGGUUUGUAUUCUGUGUGUGUAACACGUCUCUCGUGUGUGUGUCUCUACAGGCCUGCUGUAACCUGGAUCAAGAUUGCUUUGUGUUUCCCUGUAAAGAGGAACUGAUGAAGUACAGCGUCAUGGUCACCACCCUAAUCACUGCCGGACGGUAAGGAUAGCCACUAGCCGCUAACACCGGAGUUCCCCAUAGACCAGUGGUAACCAACAUUUUCUGAGUCAAGAUCACUUUCGCAGUCAAAAAGCAAGCCAAUAUCUACUGUUCAGUUGUUUUUGUUUUUUUACAUGACUUAAAUGUAAGCCUAUGCAACAUUAACCUAAUAAAAACAGUUCUGUAGGAGAAUGAGCCUAAUACUAUCACAGCAUAUUGGCUACAGUGAGGGAAAAAAGUAUUUGAUCCCCUGCUGAUUUUGUACGUUUGCCCACUGACAAAGACAUAUCAGUCUAUAAUUUUAAUGGUAGGUUUAUUUGAACAGUGAGAGACAGAAUAACAACAACAAAAAUUCAGAAAAACGCACGUCAAAAAUUUUAUAAAUUGAUUUGUAUUUUAAUGAGGGAAAUAAGUAUUUGACCCCUCUGCAAAACAUGACUUAGUACUUGGUGGCAAAACCCUUGUUGGCAAUCACAGAGGUCAGACGUUUCUUGUAGUUGGCCACCAGGUUCGCACAUAUCUCAGGAGGGAUUUUGUCCCACUCCUCUUUGCAGAUCUUCUCCAAGUCAUUAAGGUUUCGAGGCUGACGUUUGGCAACUCGAACCUUCCGCUCCCUCCACAUAUUUUCGAUGGGAUUAUGGUCUGGACACUGGCUAGGCCACUCCAGGACCUUAAUGUGCUUCUUCUUGAGCCACUCCUUUGUUGCCUUGGCCGUGUGUUUUGGGUCAUUGUCAUGCUGGAAUACCCAUCCACGACCCAUUUUCAAUGCCCUGGCUGAGGGAAGGAGGUACUCACCCAAGAUUUGACGGUACAUGGCCCCGUCCAUCGUCCCUUUUGAUGCGGUGAAGUUGUCCUGUCCCCUUAGCAGAAAAACACCCCCAAAGCAUAAUGUUUCCACCUCCAUGUUUGACGGUGGGGAUGGUGUUCUUGGGGUCAUAGGCAGCAUUCCUCCUCCUCCAAACACGGCGAGUUGAGUUGAUGCCAAAGAGCUCGAUUUUGGUCUCAUCUGACCACAACACUUUCACCCAGUUCUCAUCUGAAUCAUUCAGAUGUUCAUUGGCAAACUUCAGACGGCCCUGUAUAUGUGCUUUCUUGAGCAGGGGGACCUUGCGGGCGCUGCAGGAUUUCAGUCCUUCACGGCGUAGAGUGUUACCAAUUGUUUUCUUGGUGACUAUGGUCCCAGCUGCCUUGAGAUCAUUGACAAGAUCCUCCCGUGUAGUUCUGGGCUGAUUCCUCACCGUUCUCAUGAUCAUUGCAACUCCACGAGGUGAGAUCUUGCAUGGAGCCCCAGGCCGAGGGAGAUUGACAGUUCUUUUGUGUUUCUUCCAUUUGCGAAUAAUCGCACCAACUGUUGUCACCUUCUCACCAAGCUGCUUGGCGAUUGUCUUGUAGUCCAUUCCAGCCUUGUGUAGGUCUACAAUCUUGUCCCUGACAUCCUUGGAGAGCUCUUUGGUCUUGGCCAUAGUGGAGAGUUUGGAAUCUGAUUGAUUCCUUCUGUGGACAGGUGUCUUUUAUACAGGUAACAAACUGAGAUUAUGAGCACUCCCUUUAAGAGUGUGCUCCUAAUCUCAGCUCGUUACCUGUAUAAAAGACACCUGGGAGCCAGAAGUCUUUCUGAUUGAGAGGGGGUCAAAUACUUAUUUCCCUCAUUUAAAAUGCAAAUCAAUUUAUAACAUUUUUGACAUGCGUUUUUCUGGAUUUUGUUGUAAUUCUGUCUCUCAAAUAAACCUACCAUUAAAAUUAUAGACUGAUCAUUUAUUUGUCAGUGGGCAAACGUACAAAAUCAGCAGGGGAUCAAAUACUUUUUUCCCUCACUGUACAUGCUUGGCCUGCCAUCAUUUUUCUUCUCAGACCAUAUAUACAGUAUAUAUUUAAAAACUCAAGUUUUGAUAUCAAAAUAGAUCAGUUGUUGAAUCACUUGCGAGGCACAGCUGAAGAAAAAUGUAAAUAAUUUGCCUUUUUAUUUUACUGGACUGAUGGUACCUGCAUCUGAUGGUCAGUCUCAGCAGAGCGAAGGAGAGAGCAGCACAGUGUCUGCCUCUCACGGUCCCUGCUCUCUCCUUUCCUCCGGUGAGACUGGCCAGAGAGAGGGGACACGUCAUCCACCUGAUGGCGACACUUGAGUCGCAACGUUGUUCCUAUGAUCAGAAGAAGUGAAAUAUUCCUUGAUAUUAAAAUAGACACAAUGAGCUUCUAAUAAUAAAAAUGCCUAUCGCUACAUCUUAGCUAAUAAUUAAUUGCAGCUGCAGCACGAGUGGAAGUAGGGAGAUGUGCAUUUUAUGUUUUUGUAAGUGUAGAAUAAAAACGUAAACAUGAACUCACUCAUAAAAACAGCAGCUCUUUGCUGUAUUCUUUUGAUAGUUUCUCAUUGGCCAUGGUUUUAAACGUUAUGAAAUCUCGACUAGGCUAGUAUCAGACUGUGCUGUGGGGUCAUGGAAGAUGUACUAGGCAUUGUGAUUUGAGCUGUCCGAUUGGCCAGCGCAGUAGGCGCACUUGAUUUAGCCACAGCUCCUGGUCCGCCGGGUAGGCAGAAUUUGUUCCUUCAGACAAAUUAAAUGGUUCAACAUGGGAACACUUUGGCUACCCGGCGCGCAGGGCUUCUGAAUCAAGUGCACCUACUGCCAAAAGCGCAAGACGAAUUAAAAAAGAAAAAUGUUUGUUGAUCGACUAGGAGUGCCUGAAGAUCGCGAUCGACCGGUUGGUGACUACUGCCAUAGAAGGAUGCUAAUGCUAGGCUAAUACUAGGAAUCCCCAUAGCGAGAUACUAAUGCUAAGCUAACUUUUGUCCUCCGUCUGUCUCGUGUAUGUGUGUGUUCUCCAGGUUGGUGACAGGUGGUGUUCCUCUGGGUCAUUUCAGUCACGUGUUUGUCGACGAGGCAGGACACGCUGUUGAAACAGAGACCAUCAUACCACUGGCUGGUGAGAGAGGGAUGGAUGAAGAGAAGGAGGGGGGAGGGGAGACAAUGGCCGUGUUAUAAACUGGGUGGUUCGAGCCCUGAAUGCUGAUAGGUUGAAAGCUGUGGUAUAUCAGACCGUAUACCACAGGUAUGACAAAACAUUUAUUUUUACUGUUCUAAUUGCAUUGGUAACCAGUUUAUAAUAGCAAUAAGGCACCUCUGGGUUUGCGGUAUAUGGCCAAUAUACCACGGCUAAUGGCUGUAUCCAGGCACUCCGCAUUGUCGUGCAUAAGAACAGCCCUUAACCGUGGCAUAUUGGCUAUAUACCACACCCCCUCAUGCCUUAUUGCUUAAAUGUAUCAUGGGUCAAUUGUGACUGACGGACUGAUUGACAAAUAAUAGUGAGUAGUUAUUUAUGAUGGAAGGUGAUUUGUAAUCAGUCAGUCGGCAGUCACCUGCACUGUGUCGGCUGCAAUGUCGAACAAGCCCAAUAAUUUAACUGUGUGCGUGUAGGGCUGCUCCAACCAGAGACGGGUCAGGUGGUUCUGGCUGGAGACCCUAAACAGCUGGGACCCAUCCUCAGGUCUCCUCUGGCUCUGAAACACGGCAUGGGUCAGUUCUUCUUCCUCUUCUUCCUCUCCCUUACUCCUUGAAAAUCCUUUGACAUAGAAGAGCAGAUGGUAGAGGCCGCUAUGAUUCUGAGGACAUUCUUUCCCCUUCUCUUUUAGGUGUGUCUCUGUUGGAGAGGCUGAUGAAGGGUGUGAGUCUGUAUCAGAAGGAGGAGGAGACAGGAGCGUUCAACAACUGCUACGUCACCAAACUACUGAGAAACUAUAGGUAUGUAAGCUCUCCAGAUCAGGCUGGUUUAAUGAGGCUAGCACGAGCACUUUGGGAGAAAAGGAUGAGUGUUGGAACUAGGGAGGCAAAUUUCGGUCAAUUUUGCUGCAGACUAACCAACCCUCAUUAACCUGUCAACAAAUGGUUAAAUUUUUUCCAAACAAGUAAAAUGACGUGACCAACAGAAAAUAAUAUGUGUGCAUACUAGGAACUUAAAUUGUUCAUUAAGAGCUUAAUGGCAACAUGCAAUAAUAGCAAGCCUAUUAUCUAACAGUCAAAAGGCUAUAGCCUAUUAUUGAACAUGCAACUCCUGUAAUGAAGCAGCAAAAAAAACGUCCUUUUCAAACGUUUGCCAAAAGGGAAUUUGGGGGAAAACACUGCACUAAACAGCACACCUAAUGCGAGCGGUUCCAUAUGUGACAGAUGAAAAUCUCCAUUCAAAACUUAGAAAGAGGGGGAAUCUAAUAGCAACAACUAGAAUGUGUUGCUAAUAUGACUAGGAUUGUGCCUUUGGCUUCUGGACAAUGUUAAUAUAUGAAGACCAAUAGAGUACGAGUCAUAAUACCCAUACAACCUAGCAGUCAAACAAGGAAAUGGUUCCAAUCAUUUUUCCACCAUUCAUUUCUCCCAUAGGGGAUUUUAGAAACACUUAAAAUAAGGGCUGUGUUUAGUGUAGGCUUACCCUGGCGUGACGUUUUGAUAACCGUGUAAAUCUCUCUAGGACAAGGUGACUUCUCAAUAUAUUCGCCUGUAUUUACCCUCCAAAAUAAAAUGCUAAUUAGCUGCUAAUGUGGCUAUCAUAAAGAACUACAAAUGCCAUGAUGAUCUGUACGAGACUGCCGAAUCGAGGCAAAGAUAAGAAUCUCUGGAUGAACUAUCUAAUGUUAUUACCUAUACACUUGAAUGGCAAAUGGGAAGAAAGCUUUAAUUACGAGUUGAGAUUGAGAAAUAAAAAUAGCAAUUUGUUAUCGUGGCCAUCAGCACAGUUUUUAACAUGCGAUUGCAUUUGGAAUUAUUUGUUGCGCAAUGACUGUGCUUACAAAAGGACAAUUCACUCCAGUACAAGCGUUUUGAGUAGCUGCUAUCGCGCUGUCUGACAGGUGAUAGGCUAUUCCGCUCCUCAAAUUAGGUUCUGUAUGCUGUGCACGUGAUAAGAUACAUGACGACUAAUAAAAUACACACAUGCCAAUUGAAUUAUGCUAAUUAACCUAUAGACCGAUAAGUAUGACCAGUCAAAUAUAUUUUUGUGGGUUAACCGUUAGCAUCCCUAAUUGAAACUCAGUGUGUUUCCUUUCAUUCUCUUCCCUUCCCUUCCCCUCCCUCCCCAGGUCUCAUCCCUCUAUCCUGAAGGUGCCUAACGAGUUGUUCUAUGAGGAGGAGCUGCAGGUGUUUGCUAACGAGAUGAUCCGGAACUCCUACUGCACCUGGGAACACCUGCCUCAGAAGGUACACACACACUGUAUACACACUACACAGACAAACACACACACACGUGCGCUGAGGUCUCAGCGUAAAGCCCAACACCAUUUAAACCACUAGGAGCACCAUCGAGGACCACUUUGUAAAUGAGUGUUUUAAUUAAUGCUUUCAUGUGUCAUCCUCUGGGAUGAAAUGCACAUCUUGUGGUCCAAAAUAAGACUUGAUUAAAUUUAAUUAAUCUUAAUAGCCUGCAAAGCAUUGGUUUACAGUGGGGGAAAAACGUAUUUAGUCAGCCACCAAUUGUGCAAGUUCUCCCACUUAAAAAGAUGAGAGGCCUGUAAUUUUCAUCAUAGGUACACGUCAACUAUGACAGACAAAUUGAGAAAAGAAAAUCCAGAAAACCACAUUGUAGGAUUUUUUAAUGAAUUUAUUUGCAAAUUAUGGUGGAAAAUAAGUAUUUGGUCAAUAACAAAAGUUUCUCAAUACUUUGUUAUAUACCCUUUGUUGGCAAUGACACAGGUCAAACGUUUUCUGUAAGUCUUCACAAGGUUUUCACACACUGUUGCUGGUAUUUUGGCCCAUUCCUCCAUGCAGAUCUCCUCUAGAGCAGUGAUGUUUUGGGGCUGUCGCUGGGCAACACGGACUUUCAACUCCCUCCAAAGAUUUUCUAUGGGGUUGAGAUCUGGAGACUGGCUAGGCCACUCCAGGACCUUGAAAUGCUUCUUACGAAGCCACUCCUUCAUUGCCCGGGCGGUGUGUUUGGGAUCAUUGUCAUGCUGAAAGACCCAGCCACGUUUCAUCUUCAAUGCCCUUGCUGAUGGAAGGAGGUUUUCACUCAAAAUCUCACGAUACAUGGCCCCAUUCAUUCUUUCCUUUACACGGAUCAGUCGUCUUGGUCCCUUUGCAGAAAAACAGCCCCAAAGCAUGAUGUUUCUACCCCCAUGCUUCACAGUAGGUAUGGUGUUCUUUGGAUGCAACUCAGCAUUCUUUGUCCUCCAAACACGACGAGUUGAGUUUUUACCAAAAAGUUCUAUUUUGGUUUCAUCUGACCAUAUGACAUUCUCCCAAUCCUCUUCUGGAUCAUCCAAAUGCACUCUAGCAAACUUCAGACGGGCCUGGACAUGUACUGGCUUAAGCAGGGGGACAUGUCUGGUACUGCAGGAUUUGAGUCCCUGGCGGUGUAGUGUGUUACUGAUGGUAGGCUUUGUUACUUUGGUCCCAGCUCUCUGCAGGUCAUUCACUAGGUCCCCCCGUGUGGUUCUGGGAUUUUUGCUCACCGUUCUUGUGAUCAUUUUGACCCCACGGGGUGAGAUCUUGCGUGGAGCCCCAGAUCGAGGGAGAUUAUCAGUGGUCUUGUAUGUCUUCCAUUUCCUAAUAAUUGCUCCCACAGUUGAUUUCUUCAAACCAAGCUGCUUACAUAUUGCAGAUUCAGUCUUCCCAGCCUGGUGCAGGUCUACAAGUUUGUUUCUGGUGUCCUUUGACAGCUCUUUGGUCUUGGCCAUAGUGGAGUUUGGAGUGUGACUGUUUGAGGUUGUGAACAGGUGUCUUUUAUACUGAUAACAAGUUCAAACAGGUGCCAUUAAUACAGGUAACGAGUGGAGGACAGAGGAGCCUCUUAAAGAAGAAGUUACAGGUCUGUGAGAGCCAGAAAUCUUGCUUGUUUGUAGGUGACCAAAUACUUAUUUUCCACCAUAAUUUGCAAAUAAAUUCAUUAAAAAUCCUACAAUGUGAUUUUCUGGAUUUUUUUUCUCAAUUUGUCUGUCAUAGUUGACGUGUACCUAUGAUGAAAAUUACAGGCCUCUCAUCUUUUUAAGUGGGAGAACUUGCACAAUUGGUGGCUGACUAAAUACUUUUUUUCCCCACUGUACCUCCAGAAUUUCCCGGUGGUGUUCCAUGGUGUAGCUGGUCGUGAUGAGCGAGAGGACACCAGUCCAUCUUUCUUUAACGUGGCGGAGGUCGAGGUGCUGAUGGACUACCUCAAGAAGCUGCUGCAGGGGCAGGGCAAGAGGGUCCUCGCCACAAUCUCACCCAAAGACAUCGGCAUCAUCGCCCCCUAUAGGAAACAGGUGGGAAUGCACCCUACAGGAUAUAAUAUGUACUGAACAAAAACAAAAACGAAACAUGCAACAAUUUCAAAGGUUUUACUGAGUUAUGGUUUAUAUAAGGAAAUCAGUCAAUUUAAAUAAAUUAAUUAGGCCCUAAUCUAUGGAUUUUACAUGACUGGGAAUACAGAUAUGCAUCUGUUGGUCACAGAUAACUUUAAAAAAGGUAGGGUUGUAGAUCAGAAAACCAGUCAGUAUCUGGUGUGACCACCAUUUUCCUCAUGCAGCGAGACACAUCUCCUUCACAUAGAGUUGAUCAGGCUGUUGAUUGUGGCCUGUGGAAUGUUGUCCCACUCCUCUUCAAUGGCUGUGCGAAGUUGCUGGAUAUUGGCGUGAAUUGGAACACAAUGUCGUACACGUCGAUCCAGAGCAUCCCAAACAUGCUCAAUGGGUGACAUGUUUGGUGAGUAUGAAGGCCAUGGAAGAACUGGGACAUUUUCAGCUUCCAGGAAUUGUGUACAUACUGUAUCCUUGCGACAGGGGCCGUGCAUUAUCAUGCUGAAACAUGAGGUGAUGGCGGCGGAUGAAUGGCAUGACAAUGGGCUUCAGGAUCUCGUCACAGUAUCUUUGUGCAUUCAAAUUGCCAUCGAUAAAAUGUAAUUGUGUUCGUAGUCCAUAGCUUAGCCUGCCCAUACCAUAACCCCACCGUCACAAUGGGGCACUCUGUUUACAAUGUUGACAUUAGCAAACCGCUCGCCCACUUGACGCCAUACACUUGGUCUGUGGUUGUACUGCCAAAUUCUCUAAAAUGACGUUUGAGGCGGCUUAUGGUAGAGAAAUUAACAUUACAUUAUCUGGCAACAGCUCUGGUGGACAUUCCUGCAGUCAGCAUGCCAAUUGCACGCUCCCUCAACUUGAGACAUCUGUGGCUUUGUGUUGUGUGACAAAACUGCACAUUUUAGAGUGGCCUUUUAUUGUCCCAGCACAAGGUGCACCUGUGUAAUGAUCAUGCUGUUUAAUCAGCUUCUUGAUAUACCAGACCUGACAGGUUGAUGAAUUAUCUUGGUAAAUGAUAAAUGCUCACUAACAGGGAUGUAAACACAAUUGUGCACAAAAUCUGAGAGAAAUACGCUUUUUGUGCAUAUGGAACAUUUCUGGGAUUUUUUAUUUCAGCUCAUGAAACAUGGGAACAAGACAUUGUUGCAUUUAUUUUUGUUCAGUACAAAUACAGUUGAAGUCGGAAGUUUACAUACACUUAGGUUGGAGUCAUUAACUCGUUUUUCAACCACUCCACAUAUUUCUUGUUAACAAACUAUAGUUUUGGCAAGUCGGUUAGGACAUCUACUUUGUGCAUGCCACAAGUCAUUUUUCCAACAAUUGUUUACAGACAGAUUAUUUCACUUACAACUCACUGAAAUCACAAUUCCAGUGGGUCAGAAGCUUACAAAUGGGUCUUGCAAAUGGACAAUGACCCCAAGCAUACUUCCAAAGUUAUGGCAAAAUGGCUUAAGGACAACAAAGUCAAGGUAUUGGAGUGGACAUCAAAGCCCUGACCUCAAUCCUAUAGAACAUUUGUGGGCAGAACUGAAAAAGCAUGUGCGAGCAAGGAGGCCUACAAACCUGACUCAGUUACACCAGCUCUGUCAGGAGGAAUGGGCCAAAAUUCACCCAACUUAUUGUGGGAAGCUUGUGGAAGGCUACCCGGAACGUUUGACCCAAGUUAAACAAUUUAAAGGCAAUACUACCAAAUACUAAUUGAGUGCAUGUAAACUUCUGACCCACUGGGAAUGUGAUGAAAGAAAUAAAAGCUGAAAUAUAAUAAUAGUAGAGAAUUAUUUGACAUUUCACAUUCUUAAAAUAAAGUGGUGAUCCUAACUGACCUAAGACAGAUACUUUUUACUAGGAUUAAAUGUCAGGAAUUGUGAAAAACUGUGUUUAAAUGUAUUUGGCUAAGGUGUAUGUAAACUUCCGACUUCAACUUUAACUCUAACCCUAUAGGACCAACAGCCUAACCCUAUAUAAUGUAUAUAACCCUAACCAUAUAGAGGGCCUGGUCACCAUAUGACCCAGCGACAUCUGCAUCAUCGCAACCUAUAGAAUACAGGUGGGAACCCACCCUAUAGGAUAAAAAAUAUAUAUAUAUACACACACACACACACACACACACACACACACACACACACACACACACACACACACACACACACAACUGGUCCAAUGUUUUAGAACACCUACUCAUUCAAGGGUUUUUCUUUAUGUUUACUAUUUUCUACAUUGUAGAUAAUAGUGAAGACAUCAAAACUAUGAAAUAACACAUAUGGAAUCAUUUAGUAACCAAAAAAGUGUUAAACAUAUCAAAAUAUAUUUUAUAUAUGAGAUUCUUCAAAGUAGCCACCCUUUGCCUUGACAGCUUUGCACACUCUUGGCAUUCUUUCAACCAGCUUCAUGAGGAAUGCUUUUCCAACAGUCUUGAAGGAGUUCCCAGAUAUGCUGAGCACUUGUUGGCUGCUUUUCCUUCACUCUGCCGUCCAACUCAUCCCAAACCAUCUCAAUUGGGUUGAGGUCGGGUGAUUGUGGAAGCGAGGUCAUCUGAUGCAGCACCAUCACUCUCCUUCUUGGUCAAAUAGCCCUUACACAACCUGUAGGUGUUUUGGGUCAUUGUCCUGUUGAAAAACAAAUGAUAGUCCCACUAAGCGCAAACCAGAUGGGAUGGCGUAUCGCUGCAGAAUGCUGUGGUAGCCAUGCUGGUUAAGUGUGCCUUGAAUUCUAAAUAAAUCACAGACAUUGUCACCAGCAAAGCACCCCCACACUAUCGUAGCUCAUAUAGUGUUUGUAUCUGUGUGAAGGUGGAGAAGAUCCGUAAAGCCUUGAAGACGCUGGAGAAAGACUUCAAAUCUACCAGCAUCAAAGACCUGAAGGUAUGGAGACAUUACUAAAUCAAUCAAUCUCUGUGUCUGUCUGUCUCUCUGUGUCUGGUCUGUCUCUGUCGCUGCAAUUCCACGGUAACAGAGUGAUGCUGAGACUUAGAUUUUUCACUUUAAAAUGUAUGCCAAACAAAAACCAAUGAUUGCAAAGUUAAACAAACCACAUUUACUUGUUUGGUAACAGAAUGACGGCACCAACAGCACAAACCGUAAUUCUGUUUUUCAAGUAAAUGUGUUUUUCUACAAUUUUCUGUGGAAAUUGUUACAAGUAGUCCUUGUGCUAGAGAUGUAUGUUUAACUUGGCAAUCAUUGGUUUUUGUUUGACAUACAUUUUAAAGUGAAAGAUCUGAGUCUUAAGCAUCACUCUGUUACUGUGGAAUUGUCCCUAUCUCUUUCUCUCUCUUCUCACUACUGAAUCUCUGUCAAUCUGUUAUCUUUAACCCUUUACACUUGUGGUAAUAGGCCUAUAUUGAUAUGAGAAGUAUAUGCAUACCCCCCACCAGGUCUCUGAUCACUACUUUGUUUCCUUUUCUGUCUCCCUCUCCCCCAACCCUACCCACUCAGCCCCUACCCAGAUGUUAAUGCACUGUCGCUCUCUCUCUCCCACUACUCUCUCCUCUUCUAUCCUAUCAUCUCUCCCUUCUGCUAAAUCUCCCUCCUGUCUCCUGAUUCUGCCUCUUCGACCCUACUCUCCUCCCUUUCCGCAUCCGAUGACACUGUCCCCUUUCCUCCCGUCCGGCUCGACCUAUGACACUGUCCCCUUUCCGGCUCAACCCUCCCUUCCUGCUCCAUGGCAGAGUGACUCAUUGCAUGCUUACAGAACAGGGCUGGGGAAGCUGAGCGAAAAUGGAGGGAAACGAAAUAUCCGGAGGACCUAUCAUCCUUUCACUCCCUCCUCUAUACCUUCUCUUCCUCUGUAUCCGCUGCUAAAGCCACUUUCUAUCACUCUAAAUUUCAAGCUUCUGCCUCUAACCCUAGGAAACUAUUUUCCACCUUCUCCCUCCUUAAUCCUCCACCCCUCCUCCCUCUCUGCAGAUGACAUCAUCAACCACUUUGAAAAGAAGGUUGAUGACAUCUGCCUCUCAUUCACUCAGCAUAUUGAGUCCACUGGUCCCACUCACACAGAACUACCCUAUGCCUUGACCUCUUUCUCCCGUCUCUCUCCAGAGGAAAUGCUACGACUAGUGAGGUCGACAGUUUCCCCUUGAAGCUAGGACAGCAGAGUCCCUGCCCAUCUUCUGAAAACACCUGAAACCCUACCUCUUCAGAGAUUCUUAAAUAAUCCCACAGCACACCUUCUCACACCCCCUCCCCCCUCCCCACACCCUAACACUCACACUUUACUUUUUUCCCCCUUACUAGCUCUGACUUUGCUGAUAGUUACUUUAUUGAGGAAAAAUGUACUUACUAUGACUGAUAUGUGGUUGUCCCACAUAGCUAUUUUAAGAUGAAUGCAAUAACUGUAAGUCGCUCUCGAUAAGAGUGUCUGCUAAAUGAGUAAAAUGUAAAUGUAAAAUAUAGCAAUUGAAAGGGAACACUUUGGAGAUUAUGGGGAAAUUAUAAGACCAAAGGUGAGGACAGUUCACCUGACACAAGACUGAAUCCAAAAAUUACACUGUUGAUUUUAUGUGCAAUUUAUAUUUAAUGUACUUUUCGCAGCAUUUGUCAAACAAAUUCCCAAAAAAAUGUCUGGAUACAUUCAGUAACAUAUUAAGAAUAUUCAUGGGAAAAUCUGGGGUAGGUGCAACAUGAGACAAAAAAAUUACAAGGGUUUGAAUAAGAGGUGUAACUGGUGUCUUCAAGUGGCCACACCUCUCCAAAGUGUGGACAGUUACUAAAUAAUUUCAAUGCACUUUUAUAAUCCAAGGAAAGAGCCUUCAACUAUUAGGUGCUUUUUUGAGCUCUCCUAGCUGUGCCGUUGAGGAACUGAAGCAAGCACACUUGUAUUUUUUGGUUUGGAAUACAACCCUGCAACCCCAUCAUCACACAAUUACUGUUGUUUACGCAAUCCAAAAACGGUCCAUUCAUAAAUCGCAAUCUGGGUAGGAGGUCAUCAUUUGAAAGCUUAUUCUAUUGCCAACAUGACUAGCUAAAUUAUAAAAUACCAUCUCACAGUGCUAGGCUUUCACAAGGCACUUCAGAGAAACAGAAAUGAAUUUUGGUGCGCUUAGAAUGGAUUCAUGAGUGCAUUCAGGCGCGUGUUCCGCUGCAAAUUUUCUUCACAAUAGGACAAAUGACGUCAUGUCAUCCUUAUAACUGUAAAUCAAACAUAGCGAUCCUAAAUGUUGAUUCUGUAGAUUACAUGAGUUUUAUAAAUAUGGAAAUGUGAAGUGCACAUUUGGACUCACGGGUGUGUGGUUUGCUUGUUUGACAUCAAAGUGGUGUUUAUUAUCGUCGUCAACGUCUCAUCUUUCAGAACAUAUCAAGUCCUCUUGAAUUACAGCAUUCCCCUUUCUCAGACAACAAAACAUUAGGGGGCGGGAUUGGGGCAUCUUGUUGUGCUUGGUGCUCACAUUUAAAGCGUCUGUCAGUUGAAUCCCAUACAGCGCUGUGAAGCGGAGACCCUGAACUCUGACGUAAUGUAUCACAUGUUACUGUACAGCCACUGUGUUCCAAUUUAGGUGCUUAAUUUAGGCGCUUAUCAGUGACUUAGUCUGCCAUUUUCAACCCGUUGUGAGUGUAAAGGGCUACAGAUAUUUGCGGUGGCUAAUCAACGGUAAAUAAGUGAAUUGUUUCACCCCACAGUUAGCCAGCAUAUUUAACUAGCAGCUAAAAUUGUUAACAAACUGUAAACCAUCUCCCCUACACUCUUCUACUAGCUACAGUAGCACUGCCAUGUCAAUAACAUGUCUCCAGUUGUUUACAUUUAGCUAUUGUGAUGCACCUUCCAUGCUUAUUGUGAGGCAUGUGUGUGCGGGGCUGUGUUCGGAGCUAAACUGUGUGUGUGUGUGUCUGUCUGUCAGGUGGGAUCAGUGGAGGAGUUCCAGGGUCAGGAGAGGAGGGUGAUACUGGUCUCAACGGUCCGCAGUAGCGCCAAGUACGUCCAGACAGACCAACACUUCAGCCUCGGCUUCGUCAAAAAUGAGAAGGUACACAUACCUCAUUCAAGGGUUUUUCUUUAUUUUUACUAUUUUUUACAUUGUAGAACAAUAGUGAAGACAUCAAAACUAUGAAAUAACACAUAUGGAAUCAUGCAGUAUAAAAAAGUGUUAAACAAAUCAGAAUAUAUUUGAGAUUUGAGAUUCUUCAAAGUAGCCACCCUUUGCCUUGAUGACAGCUUUGCACACUCUUGCAUUCUCUUAACCAGCUUCACCUGGAAUGCUUUUCCAACAGUCUUGAAGGAGUUCCCACAUAUGCUGAGCACUUGUUGGCUGCGUUUCCUUCACUCUGCGGUCUAACUCAUCCCAAACCAUCUCAAUUGGGUUGAGGUCGGGCGAUUUGUGGAGGCCAGGUCAUCUGAUGCAGCACUCCAUCACUCUCCUUCUUGGUCAAAUAGCCGUUACACAGACUGGAUGUGUGUUGGGUCAUUGUCUUGUUGAAAAGCAAAUGAUAGUCCCACUAAGCGCAAACCAGAUGGGAUGGCAUAUCGCUGCAGAAUGCUGUGGUAGCCAUGCUGAUUAAGUGUGCCUUGAAUUCUAAAGAAAUCACUGACAGUGUCACCAGUAAAGCACCCCUACACCAUCACACCUCCUCCUCCAUGCUGCACGGUGGGAAACACACAUGUGGAGAUCAUCCGUUCACCUACUCUGCAUCUCACAAAGACAUUUGGACUAAUGUCCAUUGCUCAUGUUUCUUGGCCCAAGCAAGUCUCUUCUUCUACUUGUCCUUUAGUAGUGGUUUCUUUGCAGCAAUUCGACCAUGAAGGCCUGAUUCACACAGUCUCCUCUGAACACUUGAUGUUGAUGUGUCUAUUACUUGAACUCUGUGAAGCAUUUAUUUGGGCUGCAAUUUCUGAGGCUGGUAACUCUAAUUAACUUAUCCUCUACAGCAGAGGUAACUCUUGGUCUUCCUCUCCUGUGGCGGUCCUCAUGAGAGCCAGUUUCAUCAUAGCACUUGAUGGUUUUUGCGACUGCACUUGAAGAAACUUUCAAAGUUCUUGAAACUUUCCGGAUUGACUGACCUUAAUGUCUUAAAGUAAUGAUGGACUGUCGUUUCUCUUUGCUUAUUUGAGCUGUUCUUGCCAUAAUAUGGACUUGGGCUAUCUUCUGUAUACCACCCCUACCUUGUCACAACACAACUGAUUGGCUCAAACGCAUUAAGAAGGAAACAAAUUAACUUUUAACAAGGCACACCUGUUAAUUGAAAUGCAUUCCAGGUGACUACCUCAUGAAGCUGCUCGAGAGAAUGCCAAGAGUGUGCAAAGCUGUCAUCAAGGCAAAGCGUGGCUACUUUGAAGAAUCUCAAAUAUAAAAUAUUUUGAUUUGUUUACCACUUUUUUUUUAGUUACUACAUGAUUCCAUAUGUGUUAUUUCAUAGUUUUGAUGUCUUCACUAUUAUUCUACAAUGUAGAAAAUAGUAAAAAUAAAGAAAAACCCUUGAAUGAGUAGGUGUUCUAAAACUUUUGACCGGUAGUGUAUAUCACUUUAUUUGUGCACUGUUAUAUAUGUGGCAGUGUCACAAAAUACUGCACACACACACACCAUGUAUCGACACAAGUGGUUCCCAAAUUCGGGGUUUGAACCCUAUGUGGGUACCCUGAGAUUAAAAUGGGGUCCCCUGAGGAGAAAAUCUGUAAUCUUAAACAAAUAACUUUUCUCUCUUCAAAUUGGUAUAGAACACAACCUUCUAGUGUCAAAUAAGGGCCUUUUACACUAUUAGAAUGUGCUUUCAUGGCAUUAUUGUGUGUUUGGGACAGCCUGCAGGACCUAAAAUUGAGUGAUUUAUACACAGCGUUAACUAAGGAAUAUAAUUUUCUAGUGUCAAUUUGGAGUUGUGUGCAGAAACACUUUGAUCUACACACACACACACACCACAGUGAUAGUUCUGACCUCAUGCUCUCCUCUAUCUGUCCAGCGGUUCAACGUGGCGGUGACCAGAGCCAAAGCCCUGCUGAUCGUGGUGGGAAACCCCUUAGUGCUGCGAGGAGACCCCACUUGGGGCAGGUACGUACUGACCCUAACCCUUAGUUCUGAGAGGAGACCCCACAUGGGGCCGGUACAUACUGCCCCUAACCCUUAGUGCUGAGAGGAGACCACACCUGGGGAAGGUACAUACUGACCCUGACCCUUAACCCUUAGUGCUGAGAGGAGACCCCACCUGGGGCAGGUAAGGACUGACCCUAACCCUUAUAGCUUGGGGGUAGAAGCUGUUAAGAAGCCUUUUGGACCUAGACUUGCCGUGCGGUAGCAGAGAGAACAGUCUGACUAGGGUGGCUGGAGUCUUUGGCAAUUUUUAGGGCCUUCCUCUGACACCGCCUGGUAUAAAGGUCCUGAAUGGCAGGAAGCUUGGCCUCAGUGAUGUACUGGGCCGUACGUACUACCCUCUGUAGUGCCUUGUGGUCGGAGGCCGAGCAGUUGCCAUACCAGGCGGUGAUGCAACCAGUCAGGAUGCUCUCGAAUGGUGCAGUUGUAUAACUUUUUGAGGAUCUGAGGACCCAUGCCAAAUCUUUUCAGUCUCCUGAGGGGGAAUAGGCUUUGUCGUGCACUCUUCACGACUGUCUUGGUGUGUUUGGACCAUGAUAGUUUGUUGGUGAUGUGGACACCAAGGAACUUGAAGCUCUCAACCUGCUCCACUACAGCCCCGUCGAUGAGAAUGGGGGAGUGCUCGGUCCUCCUUUUCCUGUAGUCCACAAUCAUCUCCUUUGUCUUGAUCACGUUGAGGGAGAGGUUUUUAUCCUGGCACCACACGGCCAGGUCUCUGACCUCCUCCCUAUAGGCUGUCUCAUCGUUGUUGGUGAUCAGGCAUACCAUUGUUGUGUCGUCGGCAAACUUAGUGCUUGGCCAUGCAGUCAUGGGUGAACUGGGAGUACAGGAGGGGACUGAGCACGCACCCCUGAGGGGGCCCCCGUGUUGAGGAUCAGCGUGGCAGAUGUGUUGUUACCUACCCUUACCACAUUUACAUUUUAGUCAUUUAGCAGACGCUCUUAUCCAGAGCGACUUACAGUUAGUGAAUAUAUAUAUAUAUAUAUAUAUAUAUAUAUUUUUUCUUUUUUAUACUGGCCCCCCGUGGGAAUCGAACCCACAACCCUGGCGUUGCAAACGCCAUGCUCUAUCAACUGAGCUACAUCCCUGCCGGCCAUUCCCUCCCCUACCCUGGACGACGCUGGGCCAAUUGUGCGCCGCCCAUGAGUUUCCCGGUCGCGGCCGGCUGCAACAGAGCCUGGAUUCGAACCAGGAUCUCUAGUGGCACAGUUAGCACUGCGAUGCAGUGCCUUAGACCACUGCGCCACUCAGGAGGUAUAGGGAGGUGUUUAGUCCCAGGGUUCUUAGCUUAGUGAUGAGCUUUGAGGGCACUAUGGUGUUGAACGCUGAGCUGUAGUCAAUUAAUAGCAUUCUCACGUAGAUGUUCCUUUUAUCCAGGUGGGAAAGGGCAGUGUGGAGUGCAAUAGAGAUUGCAUCAUCUGUGGAUCUGUUGGAGCGUUAUGCAAAUUGAGUGGGUCUAGAGUUUCUGGGAUAAUGGUGUUGAUGUGAGCCAUAACCAGCCUUUCAAAGCACUUCAUGGCUACAGAUGUGAGUGCUACGGGUCGGUAGUCAUUUAGGCAGGUUACCUUAGUGUUCUUGGGCACAGGGACUAUGGUGCUUUGCUUGAAACAUGUUGGUAUUACAGACUCAGUCAGGGACAGGUUGAAAAUGUCAGUGAAGACACUUGCCAGUUGGUCAGUGCAUGCUCGGAGUACACGUCCUGGUAAUCCGUCUGGCCCUGCGGCCUUUUGAAUGUUGACAUGUUUUAAAGGUCUUACUCACAUCAACUAUAGAGAGCGUGAUCACACAGUCGUCUGGAACAGCUGAUGCUCUCAUGCAUGCUUCAGUGUUGCUUGCUUCGACGCGAGCAUAGAAGUUAUUUAGCUCGUCUGGUAGGCUCGUGUCACUGGGCAGCUCGCGCUGUGCUUCCCUUUGUAGUCCGUAAUAGCCCUGCCACAUCCGACGUGCGUUUGAGCCGGUGUAGUACGAUUCAAUCUUAGUCCUGUAUUGACGCUUUGCCUGUUUGAUGGUUCGUCGGAGGGCAUAGUGGGAUUUCUUAUAAGUGUCCGGGUUAGAGUCCUGCUCCUUGAAAGCGGCAACUCUACCCUUUAGCUCAGUGCGGAUGUUCCCUGUAAUCCAUGGGGUAUGUACAGUGAGAGGAAAAAAGUAUUUGAUCCCCUGCUGAUUUUGAAUGUUUGCCCACUGACAAAUAAAUUAUCAGUCUAUAAUUUUAAUGGUAGGUUUAUUUGAACAGUGAGAGACAGAAUAACAACAAAAAAAUCCAGAAAAACGCAUGUCAAAAAUGUUAUAAAUUGAUUUGCAUUUUAAUGAGGGAAAUAAGUAUUUGACCCCCUCUCAAUCAGAAAGAUUUCUGGCUCCCAGGUGUCUUUUAUACAGGUAACGAGCUGAGAUUAGGAGCACACUCUUAAAGGGAGUGCUCCUAAUCUCAGUUUGUUACCUGUAUAAAAGACACCUGUCCAAAGAAGCAAUCAAUCAAUCAGAUUCCAAACUCUCCACCAUGGCCAAGACCAAAGAGCUCUCCAAGGAUGUCAGGGACAAGAUUGUAGACCUACACAAGGCUGGAAUGGGCUACAAGACCAUCGCCAAGCAGCUUGGUGAGAAGGUGACAACAGUUGGUGCGAUUAUUCGCAAAUGGAAGAAAAACAAAAGAACUGUCAAUCUCCCUCGGCCUGGGGCUCCAUGCAAGAUCUCACCUCGUGGAGUUGCAAUGAUCAUGAGAACGGUGAGGAAUCAGCCCAGAACUACACAGGAGGAUCUUGUCAAUGAUCUCAAGGCAGCUGGGACCAUAGUCACCAAGGAAACAAUUGGUAACACACUGUGCUGUGAAGGACUGAAAUCCUGCAGCGCCCGCAAGGUCCCCCUGCUCAAGAAAGCACAUAUACAGGGCCGUCUGAAGUUUGCCAAUGAACAUCUGAAUGAUUCAGAGGAGAACUGGGUGAAAGUGUUGUGGUCAGAUGAGACCAAAAUCGAGCUCUUUGGCAUUAACUCAACUCGCCGUGUUUGGAGGAGGAGGAAUGCUGCCUAUGACCCCAAGAACACCAUCCCCACCGUCAAACAUGGAGGUGGAAACAUUAUGCUUUGGGGGUGUUUUUCUGUUAAGGGACAACUUCGCUGCAUCAAAGGGACGAUGGACGGGGUCAUGUACCGUCAAAUCUUGGGUGAGAACCUCCUUCCCUCAGCCAAGGCAUUGAAAAUGAGUUGUGGGUGGGUAUUCCAGCAUGACAAUUACCCAAAACACACAGCCAAGGCAACAAAGGAGUGGCUCAAGAAGAAGCACAUUAAGGUCCUGGAGUGGUCUCCAGACCUUAAUCCCAUAGAAAAUCUGUGGAGGGAGCUGAAGGUUCGAGUUGCCAAACGUCAGCCUCGAAACCUUAAUGACUUGGAGAAGAUCUGCAAAGAGUAGUGGGACAAAAUCCCUCCUGAGAUGUGUGCAAACCUGGUGGCCAACUACAAGAAACGUCUGACCUUUGAUUGCCAACAAGGGUUUUGCCACCAAGUACUAAGUCAUGUUUUGCAGAGGGGUCAAAUACUUAUUUCCCUCAUUAAAAUGCAAAUCAAUUUAUAACAUUUUUGGCAUGCGUUUUUCUGGAUUUUUUUUGUUUGUUAUUCUGUCUCUCACUGUUCAAAUAAACCUACCAUUAAAAUUAUAGACUGAUCAUGUCUUUGUCAGUGGGCAAACGUACAAAAUCAGCAGGGGAUCAAAUACUUUUUUCCCUCACUGUACGUACGGUCACUGUGGUGACGACGUCAUCGAUGCACUAAUUGAUGAAGCCAGUGACUGAUGUGGUGUACUCCUCAAUUUCAUCGGAAGAAUCCCGGAACAUAUUCCAGUAGGUGCUAGCAAAACAGUCCUGUAGCUUAGCAUCUGCAUCAUCUGACCACUGGUACUUCCUGCUUUAGUUUUUGCUUGUAAGCAGGAAUCAGGAGGAUAGAAUUAUGGUCAGAUUUGCCAAAUGGAGGGCGAGGGAGAGCUUUGUACGCAUCUCUGUGUGUGGAGUAGUGGUCUAGUUUUUAUUUUUUAUUUAAUUUUUCUCUUGUUGCACAUAUAACAUGCUGAUAGAAAUUAGGUAAAACGGAUUUAAGUAUCCAUGCAUUAAAUUCCCCAGCCACAAACACAGUAAUUAUGACAACUUCCGGAGGACGUCCUCCAACCUAUCAGAGCUCUUGCAGCAUGAACUGGCAUGUUGUCCACCCAAUCGAAGGAUCAGAGAAUUAAUCUAGUACUAAACGCAUAAGCUACAGCUAGCUAGCACUGCAGUGAAUAAAAUGUGGUGAGUUGUUGACUCAAAGAGAGAAAUAAAAUAGUUGCACAGUUUUGAACACAUUUAUUUCUUCCAAAAUUAAGGAGAAGCAGGAGCGAGAGGGAGAGAUUUGGUUGUAUUUUAUUUUCACUUAGCUAGCCAAUGCAGCUAUCUAGUUUAGCCUACUCAAACACCCGGCUAAGAGAGGGAUACUAUGUUAGCUGACUAUGGCUAUCCAACACUAGAACUCUUCCAAGUCCAGGUAAGCUUUUGGUUUUAUAAAUGUAUUGCCACCGGGGCUUGCCAGUGUAACUGCUAAAAUGCUUAUGCAGCUAGCUAGUUUAGCCUACUUAAACACUCUACUCAAACAAAGAGGGAUGCUAUGUUAGCUAGCUGGCUACUGGGGAGGAGUAUUUGUCUGUAAUAAAGCCCUUUUCUGGGGAAAAACUCAUUCUGAUUGGCUGGGCCUGGCUCCCCAGUGGGUCGGCCUACCUCCCAAGUGGAUGGACCUAUGCCCACCCAUGGCUGUGCGCUUGCCCAGUCAUGUGAAAUCCAUAGAUUAGGGCCUAAUUUAUUUAUUUCAAUUGACUGAUUUCCUUAUGAACUGUAACUUAGUAAAACCUUUGAAAUUGUUGCAUGUUGCGUUUUAUAUUUUUGGUUCAGUAUAGAUGCAGGCAAGAGUGUGCAAGGCGGUAUUGAAUGUGUCACUGUCUGUCACCUUCAUUACUCAAAAUUCUCUCGACCUGUGUACCUACGUUGUAAACUUUCAUUCAUAGGCUAGGUUGUAGCAACCUCAUGAUGGGUACAGGGAAAAUGUGAGUAUCAUGUAGUAAACCUAUCGACGUUACAUUGAGCUGGGUGAAUGGAAUAUGAAUGACAGUCAUCCAAUAUGCUGUAAUAGAAAUAAGGCCAUGCUCAUAAAAAAUCAUAAUCAUCCUCCCUCAUCUUAAACGGCACCGACCGCCACUGGUGCGUACUGACCCUAACCCUUAAUGCUGAGAGGAGGUCCAUCUGGGGCAGGUACGUCCUGACCCCUAACCUUUAGGGCUGAGAGGAGACUACACCUGGGGCAGGUACAUACUGACCCUAACUGAGGACCACAUUGGAAAUAAGUGUAUUUUACUUUUAAUCAGUCUGUCUGCAUAUUUCAAGACAUGGCAUAUGAGGGUGCAGUGAGAUACCCGAUGGGUUGGAUGAUACUUUUCUCGUCAAUCAUCUUGAAAAAAUGUAUACUUAAACACUGUAAAUCAACCAAUUCUCCAUUGUUAAAACAAUGGAAAGUUCAAAUGCUUUAUUAUAUAAAUGUUGAAAGUGCGUGGGCGACAGAGAGAAACAAAUUGAGGCCAUGUGGCGAAAAGUGAUGCGGGCGCUGGAGAUGGAGGAGUGAGCAUGUGGGUCUGGGCAGGUAUGAUAUAGUUGAUGAUUGUGUGAUCUUGUUGUUUGUAUGUGUAUGUUUUGUAUUGUUUAAAAAUAUAUAUAUACAGACAGUACCAGUCAAAAGGUUAGACACCUACUCAUUCAAGGGUAUUUCUUAAUUUGUACUAUUUUAUACAUUGUAGAAUAAUAGUGAAGACAUCAAAACUAUGAAAUAACACAUGGAAUCAUGUAGUAACCAAAGAAGUGUUAAACAAAUCAAAAUAUUUUAGAAUCUUCAAAGUAGCCACCCUUUGCCUUGAUGACAGCUUUGCACACUCUUGGCAUUCUCUCAGCCAGCUUCACCUGGAAUGCUUUUCCAACAUUCUUGAAGGAGUUCCCACAUAUGCUGAGCACUUGUUUGCUGCUUUUCCUUCACUCUGCGGUCCAACUCAUCCCAAACCAUCUCAAUUGGGUUGAGGUCUGGUGAUUGUGGAGGCCAAGUCAUCUGAUGCAGCACUCCAUCACUCUCCUUCUUGGUCAAAUAGCCCUUACACAGCCUGUAGGUGUGUUGGGUCAUUGUCCUGUUGAAAAACAAAUGAUAGUCCCACUAAACACAAACCAGAUGGGAUGGCGUUUCGCUGCAGAAUGCUGUGGUAGCCAUGCUGGUUAAGAGUGCCUUGAAUUCUAAAUAAAUCACUGACAGUGUCACAAGGAGAGCACCAUCACACCACCACCUCCAUGCUUCAUGGUGGGAACCACACAUGCAGAGAUCAUCCGUUCACCUACUCUGCGUCUCACAAAGACACGGCGGUUGGAACCAAAAAUCUCCAAUUUGGAUUCCAGACCAAAGGACAGAUUUCCACCGGUCUAAUGUCCAUUGCUCAUGUUUCUUGGCCCAAGCAAGUCUCUUCUUCUAAUUGGUGUCCUUUUAGUAGGGGUUUCUUUGCAGUAAUUCGACCAUGAAGGCCUGAUUCACACAGUCCCCUCUGAACAGUUGAUGUUGAGAUGUGUCUGUUACUUGAACUCUGUGAAGCAUUUAUUUGGGCUGCAAUUUCUGAGGCUCUAAUGAACUUAUCCUCUGCAGCAGAGGUAACUCUGGGUCUUCCUUUCCUGUGGCGGUCCUCAUGAGAGCCAGUUUCAUCAUAGUGCUUGAUGGUUUUUGCGACUGCACUUGAAGAAAAUUUCAAAGUUAUUGACAUUUUCCGGAUUGACUGACCUUCAUGUCUUUAAAGUAAUGAUGGACUGUCAUUUCUCUUUGCUUAUUUGAGCUGUUCCUGCCAUAAUAUGGACUUGGUCUUUUACCAAAUAGGGCUAUCUUCUGUAUACCAACCCUACCUUGUCACAACACAACUGAUUUGGCUCAAAUGCAUUAAGAAAUAAAUACAUUCCACAAAUUAACUUUUAACAAGGCACACCUGUUAAUUGAAAUGCAUUCCAGGUGACUACCUCAUGAAGCUGGUUGAGAGAAUGCCUAGAGUGUGCAAAGCUGUCAUCAAGGCAAAGGGUGGCUAUUUGAAGAAUCUCAAAUAUAAAAUAUUUUGAUUUGUUUAACACUUUUUUUUUGAUGAUUCCAUAUGUGUUAUUUCAUAGUUUUGAUGUCUUCACUAUUAUUCUACAAUGUAGAAAAUAGUAAAAAUAAAGAGAAACCCUGGAAUGAGUAGGUGUGUCCAAACUUUUGACUGGUGGUGUAUAUAUCUUACCAAAAAAAAAGGAAAUAAGUGUAUUAAACACUUUCAAGCGUCAUCCUCUGGGACUUUUAAACUGUUGAAUUGGAAAAAAAGAAAUCACCUAAGGAACUCUAACCUCUCUCUCUUCCCCCUCCAGGUUCCUCCAGUUCUGUUCCCAGGCGGGGGGGAAGACAGGGUUUGACUCCUCCCAGGCUGAGGGAGAGGAGGAGGUGGUGGAACGACUAGCUGCCCUCUGCUUACAGGCUGAGCCCCAAGGUAACACACACAGACAAACACACACAAAUGCACGUACACUUCAAACUGUUCAGAAAUAUAAAAUAAAUGUUUAAUUUUGGAGGUUAACUGUUUGCUUCUCUUUUUCUCUCACUCACUCACUCACUCACUCACACACACACAUGGUCAUCCAGUGGAGACAGAGGAGAGUGAGGUUCAGCAGCAGAUUGAACCAGAGUGGAGGAACGAGCAGUGAGAGACACACACACACCUCAUGCAGGCACAUCAUAGAGGAGACCCAACAACAGUACUCUUCUUGCUAACAGCUAGAGACACCAAUGACAUCAUCCCUAGAACAGAUGUUUUCAAAGUGUGAGGCACGCUUCCUCCAGAGAGUUUCAUGUAAGGAAAGCUAAAUAAAACGGUAUUCAGUUCUCUAAUAAUGAAUAAAUAUUAAGCCUGUUUCUAACUAUAGGCAGGGGGGGAAAACACAAAUUUUUUAAGCAGUUUUAAUGGCUACAUUUAAAAAGAGGGUUGUCCCAGCUUUUGGUUGUCUUGCUGUUCUCUGAAUGAAUGCCCACUGUCUCAGACUUUGAAAGCGUCUGCCCUAGUACUACUGCACUAAGUAACAUUUGAUACCAGGCCAAAGUUAUUUAUUGUAUAAUUUCAAUACCAGAUCCAGCAGUUGUUACCAUAUAGUUUCCUACUUAAUACCAGGUGAACUUCCUAUGAGAUCUAUCAGGACCAGUCCUCUAGGAUAAAGUGAAUGAAUUUAUACAAUGACUUUGUACCCUCCAUCUAUGCUGGUGCUAGUUUUAUUAGUUUGAGUCUGUUGUAUGUAGUCUUAUAGACAGAGACUGAGGCCAGGAUUCAAUCCCAUCACGUUUUGUUGGCUAUGCACCUUUUAAAGGCAAU